CCUGGUUUAUUCGGCUUUCAAUGAUGAAGAAUAGUUCACUUUCAGUUAAUUAGAGCAAUGGUAAGCUUCGCAAAAGCUUCCUGCUUUUCGUUUACCUUCUAGCGGUUCUUUAAUUUCCGAAAUCGACUUCUAGUACCUUAAUUUGUUGUGCUUUCUUGAGACGCUUCAAGUGUAAAUUCACGUCAAAAAUGACUGUUGUUGUUUCAAUUGUAGAGGAGAUCUCUUGCUCCGAGCCAACUUCUCAAAAGAAAGCAAGGCUUCGAGGAAGAAGAACAGACUCAGCACAAACGGAAACAGGUGAAAAUGUGCCGUACUUUAUUUGAAAAGCUUACUUAAUAAAUAAGCUUGAAUGAUAAUGAAAAUUAUGUACAAAAUUGAUUUGCGAAGUCAGUGAAAGUGGUACAGCUGAAACGUGCCAACAACUCGUGCUAUAUGCUGCGGGGCAUGCUUUAGGUUAAUAUAAUCGUUUCAUACAAGACGAAAUUUUUGUCCUUCUUGUUCUACCGGGAGCCAUUUACCAAAAAAAUCUGGAAAUUUUGAUUGCAAUGUCCUUCAUGUGUGAGGAACGUGUUCCAUUUGACAUAAGUCAGAGUUUUUACGAAAAUGACAACAGUGGAGCCUGAGGUAACAGCCGACAUUUUGUGACGCCACCUCUGGUUUCCUGUAAAAUGACGUCUGAGAAACGAGCGCAGAAAUUUGAUACUGAGGUCCAGAUCGGGGUAGUGCUUCUGAUUCCCAUGCAGCAUGAUUAAUCAGAAGCACCACCUAGAUCUGGUGGUGACGUGCAUCAGUUUGGAAUUCCUGCACUUGUUUAUUAGAUGCCAUUUUCCGGGAAACUGGUGUUAGGGUUGCCAAAUGUUAUCUGCUUUCUUAAGCUACAUGCAAAUGGAUCAAACAACUCGCAACAAUGACCAGCUUCAAACUUUUGCGCAACAACAGGCAACAGGCCAGGGUGUGCAACUUAACAAACCCAACAUAUAACAUCCAACAAUGUUGUGUCCAUUUGCACGUACACUGUAGCUUUACAUUUGUAGGCUAACAGCAGUGCAGAGCCUGGAACUGGUGAGUCCUUGAGAAAAAAUGGAACAUGCAUCUCUAUCAGAAAACUUUCCAAUGGGAAAAGAGUAUCACUUUUAAAUUCUGCUUACAUGUAUUUCUGAAAUUUUCUUAACAGAAAACCUGUUGUUCCAUUUACAGCAACUGAAAUUUCGGGAAUUUUGUGGUAAAUGGAAAAUACCACUUACUCCUGUGUCAUUUCCAAAAAGCAUGCCUUUACAGCGUGCAAAGAAAGUCGUGUCUGAUAGCCGGGGCUAGUGGAUUUUGCUAUUGGGACUAGUGAUUUUUGUUCUUAACUUGCCCGACGGCUAACUGCUGUUUUUUGGAGAAAUUCAAAUUACAGAAGGACUAAUCAAUCCUGGUAAUCAAAAAGGGUUUGGGGGCUAGCUACAGCUUGCCCAAAUGGCAGGCUGUGAAACUGACUUUCUUUGCACCCCUCUUUAUUGUUCAUGCAAAGUAAUUCCUUAUUUCCCUCUCUCUGAUUGCCUGUUAUCCCUCAGCUAAUUCUUCAUAGUCAGCUGGGGUUGACCAAAUUCAGAUUUAGAGUACACCACUCAAAAUUAAGUUCUGAGUCACUUGAAAGUCUUGAUCGUCGAGACUCUAUUCUUAAAACUUUUGAGAAUCAAGUCUCUAAUAUUGAGGAUCAAGUUUUGAGUUUUAAAACCAAAGUUUCAAGUCAAGAAAUGAUUUAUAAUGAGCUAGACUAAUCUCUCAAUUAACAAAUUUGGAAAACAGAGCUUACAGUGUAGAUUAUAUACCAUCAUUAACAUUUGUCCUUCAGACAUCAGUGAUUGUAUAAAGUCAUUGCAAAUUAUUCAUGGCUAAACACAUUUAGAAUUUAGUGUUUAGCUCGUAAUGGUGAAAAGAGAUUGAAAAGAGAUUGAAUAUACCUGUACUGGUACUGGUAUGUUUUACACGUUUUUACCAAUUUUCACCCAGAUGUUUAGAAGUGAUAUUUGUCAAAGUUUUGCAUACAAGAUAUCUGCCUAGCCCUGGUCAAGGUGAUGAAAAAUGCAUAAGAAGUGUUGUUGGGAAAAAAAUAAUAAAUAAUAAAAAUAAUAUUAUAAAAUUUAAGGUGUAUUUACAAGUGCUCUAUUAUUCAGCUUGGCAUGGAAGUUCAUGUUUUUUCCUUGUCUAAGAGCACACCUGUGUAGAACAUAAUUAUGUACUCUUGAAUAAGGAAGAAUUUACACCUUUAUAAUAAUACUGUAUGUUUCUUGUGGUUUGAUUUUGGUUCAGAAGCUCAAAUGUGAUCCAGCUGAGGAUGUGCUUGACAGACCAGUUUUGGCUCCACUACCUACACAAGACAACUGUGGCUCAUUAAACCUCUCAGCCCAUGUAAAUAAAUAUGUGCAUAUUAUUCAUUUCUUUACGUAUUCUGCAUUUAAAAUAGGCUGAGAAAACAGCUUGCAUUUUGCAACACCACAACUGGUUUCCCCCACAAACUGAUGGGUGGGAAAAGAGCGCAGAAAUUCCAUACCAAUGACGAGUCACUACCCAGAUCUGGCUAGUGCUUCUGAUUGGAUGAAGCAAAUUAAUUUAACCAAUCAGAAGCAGUACCCAGAUCUGGGUAGUGAUGCAUCAUCAGUUCUGGAGUCUCUCAGACAGCAUUUCACGGGAAACCAGUAGUGGUAUUGGGAAAUGCUGGCUGUUUUCUCGGGCUACAUUUGAUACCGUCUGUCAUCUUCCAUUCCAGUGGCUCUUAUUAGAUUUGCAAAUUUUUUUAAUAAUCCAUUGUGAAAUCGCUGGUGAUCCCUGCAAUCUGAUUGGCUCUCAGCGCUGUGAUUUAUUCCCGAAUCACACUAUUUUUUGUUCUAAGUCACCUCUGUUCUAAAUCACGUCAUUCAUUUUCUACGUAUAAACUGACGUCAUGUCUGAUUAAAUCGCACCUUUUCGCUCUAUAUUGCAUCAUUUCUGUUUUGGGUACAAAAAUUUUGAGGUGUGAAAGCCUUUUUGUUUCUGCUUUUAGGUGAGAAAGCCUCUUUGUUUCUACUGGGUCAAAUAAAUAUUGAUACUGACUGAAUUCUAUGAUUUCAAAAUGGCUGUAAUAAAGUGGUAUUUGAACUUUGUGUUGUGCAAUUUUGGUCUGAAAUCAUACUUGUGAUUUCAAAUUGAACUUCAGAUCAGAUUGCACUCCACUCAGUUCAAUUACCAGUAUGUAUGUACACUGUAGGCAGUAUUUUCGUGAUAUCACUGAUCAUGGUGAUGCAAAGUCUGUCUCUUACUUUUUACACAAUUGCAAAGGUAAAAGUAUUUUUUUGAGGGUACAAUUAAUAACAUCUGCAACGUUAAUACUUAACAAUAACUUAUACUGCUACCGUAUGUAUUUCGUUUUUUUUCAAUAAUUUUGAAGCUGGAAUUCAUAAGAUGUCUGAGAGUGUAAGCAUAAAAUGGUGUGAAAAUUUUAGAAAUGUUAAAAAAAAAAUCUUGCAGAAAAAAAUAAUGAUGUGAAUUGUUUUGUUUUUUACAACAGGAAGCACUUAUUCGCAAGAUUCUUGCCAAGCCCUUCAAAGUUCCAUUGCCAAACUAUCAAGGCAAGUCGUAAUUACUCUUAUAAUAUUAUACGUUCUACUUACUAUCUGUUUACUCAUUGGCUAAGAGCCUACAGCUAAUUUUGGAAAUCAGCGCAACCUACAGAUUACUUUAUUAAUUAUAGUUAUCUGCCAGCAGAAAACUGACUAAUCUGUAGGUUGUGCACGUAAUGCAUGAUUUCCAAUAACAACCUUGUGACAGUGUGUUUGUCUUUAAGGCCUUGGUAAGUGUUAUCAGCCUCUGUCUUUGGCUUAGCUGAUAACACUUACCUCGACCUUGAUUAUUCCAGGUAUCACAAAAACCUCAUCCAAUAAUUGUUGAAUAUUUUCUUUAUACUUCACUUCAGUUUCUGAGUUUUUGAGUGGGGCUUUUUUGUGCUUAUUGUACUUCCUGAAAUUAUGAUUCCCUGAUCCUGGAAUCUCAGGAUGAUGAUGAUGAUGUGGUGAUGAUGAUAAAUAAUAUUAAUAAUGAUAGUAAUAGAUGAAUAAAUAAUAAUAACAAUAUGAGCUUCUUACUGAACUCUUUAAUUCUUAGAAGUGACCAAAGUCAAGGAGAGACAAAAAUUCAGAAUUAUAUUUUGUAAACGUGACCAGGCACCGGAUUUCAUACACUAAGUCUUUACCAUUAAACAGGUAAUAAUAGGCGGAUUGUAAACAGAUAGUGAAUGGGCAAUUUAAACGGUUUGCAUAAGUGUUAAAUGACAGACCAAAGUUCCAAAACAGAUUGUGCAAUUUCCAUUAAAUGGAUGAGAAAAAAUGAUUAAACAAAUAAGAAGAAAGAAACGCCAACAGUCCAGUCAAUAAUCAGCCAGUAAUUUUGCUACUUCCAGUGGAAUAUUUACUGCCAACUCCACACUUAAGUUUAUAAACUUUAAUAAUAAUAAAAAUUAGUACUUAAUAAAAAUAAAGAAUAAUAAUAUUGUUCAAUGAAUGAAAACUUAUUAAAUAAUAGUCAAUUUUGUUUGUUAAAAUAUUAGUAUUGGUAAUCCAGUGUACUGGCCAUAGCUUCCAUACAUUUUAAACACUAAUGAGUCACUUUACAUUUAUGUUUACAUCGAUUAUAUUAUCACCCUCAAGAUCAUCAAUCCUCCUCGUCAAUGAUAUGUGGAUCUUUGCAUUCCUCUUGCAUCCCACGUACUACAGUUGACUCCUGUUAACUCGAAGUAAUUUUCAAUUCCCUUCAGAUGAUCAUUUUCUAUAUAAUUUUACCCUUGAUAACUCGAACUCCCAAUAACUUGAACUUUUUUCUAUUUCCCUUGAAGGUUCAAAUUAUCGGGAGUCGACUGUAUUUAAGAAAGUGAAGGGAAGGGGAGGGAGAGGCAUUUUUACCUAGAGGGUGCUGCUUAUUGGGGGCAAGGAUGCUUUUUAAAUAUGAGCACUUAUCAAACUUGUAUGGUACACUUGUAUAACCAAAAAGAACACCCUACACUUACAUGUACGGAGCUGUUUAAUUUCCUGUCUACUAAAUUAUUGCAACAUGAAAUCUAAGUGACAGCAGUCUGGCCCUGAUACAAUGUAUUUCACUGUUGUUUAGGAUGCACCUAUUCAAGAGGUCUUGGAAUAAAGAGAAAAGGUCCUCGUAGAGCUCUUCAUGAUCCUUACGAAGAAAAUGCAUUGGUUCUUUACUCCCCUCCUGAACUUACUGCUCAUGAAAAGCUCACAGCUGCUUUGUAAGUACUAUGUCCAAACAAUAUUAAACUUAUGAAUGCUUAUUCUCGACCUUGGAAUUAAAAAAUUGAAAAAUAAAUUCUUGUCUCAAAAGUUCUCAGCUACAUGUAGCUACUAGUUCCUGAAGGGUCUCAAAAAGGUAUGUUGCAGUUAUUUUUUUUUUUAUUUCAGUUAAUUUUUGUUUUUCCUUUGUUUUAAAUUCAUCAGCAUACAUUACCAUACCCAAAAACUGUGCAUGUGUGGAAAAAUAAAAAUUAACUGAAAUGAAAAAUUAACUACAACAGGUACAAUUAUACUAAAAAAUCUGAAACCUUUUUAGACCAGAAUCUAUUUUUCAAAUGUUAAACUUUUGUUGAAAAGUUAAUGGCAAAGUGUAUUUGCUAUUUUUGUAUAGAUGUAGUCUACACUGUACUUUUUUUGCGUUAAGUAAGUUUGGCAUUCAGUCAUCUGACAUUAUGACAAAAGUAGAAUAGGCAGGUCUUUAGUGCGAUACAUUUAAUACAUACAUAAUAUCUAGACUUGUAAGUUAGAAUUAGUAGGAUUUAGAAGUAGAACUGUGAAACAGGCAACAGAUUUAGGGAAAAAAUCUACUUGGCAGUAUGGCUGUUGUUUUGUUAGAAUGGCUGCGUGAGCAACAUUUUGACAAUUUUGGAUUAAACUCUGUUCGUUAGAAAUAAUUUACUAAUUUGUUCCUCUUUUAUUCUGAUCAUGACUGUGCAUUCGUCAUAAAGAGAGAGCCAAGAAGUUCACGGUAAGAUACAAACAUUUCAUAAAGUCACUGUUGUUUUGUUAGUCAUUUUGAGCACUCUUAAUCAAUGGGUCACAACCAGAUUUUAGAGGUGUAUGCUUACAUUUUAUGUAACAUACAUGUAUGGCAGUGAAUUUUUUACAGCUAAAAACAAUAUUUAACCCAAUUCGCUCCUGGAGAUUUUGCCAAAAAAUGCGUUUUGAAGCUAGUCGAGUGGUUUUCUGGUCAGUGUCGUGCUAUAAAGGGCUAAAACUUACCACAAGCCGGUUUACAGGUCGUACACUUGGCGGCCUUCUGAUCCAGAUGCAAAACAUCAGCUUGCGAAGUUCGGGCAUGUGCAGAAAGCCAAAUUUCGAGAUAGUUUUUGGGUUUAAAAGUGACACAGCAGUCUUGACUUUUACUUUUCGCUUUCUCUCCUCCCUUCUUUUUUCGUUUUUCUUGCCUUAUUUUUUUUUUCUCUUGCUGGGCAUUUAGUAGGCUUCAUUUUGGUGGGAAGAGUUUUUAGGAAAGCUUUUAGGAUCUUAGGAUUAGGUAAAAGGAAAGGUAGGUGGGCAAUGGAACAAGAUUUUCAUGGAGAUUUUCAGGUCAAUGUUACAUGGUUUUUUGCUUCUUUCUCCGGUGUCCUUGACUGAAUUGUGCUCAUUCUGGUAUGGUUUGAAAGAUCUCUUCACUCUACACAAGUUAGCGAAGAAAGUUGUCCUUGACCGUUAAAACUGAUGACGUCACAAAGGGUAGAAAGGACCUGGAUCUGCACGGGCGGUUACGGGCGGUUCAGGGGUGAAUGGGUUAAACUAAUUGUGCUCAAAACAUUUAGUUUUGUAAACAACCAUUAAUUUUUUGGGCAUACACUGUACAUUGUGGUUUUAAUAAGAUUAUCAUAACUUCUUGUUUUUUUUAUGUUUCUUUUUUAACAGUUGUUGUUGAUCCUGUACUUGGUAAAAUUCUUCGCCCUCACCAGAGAGAGGUAAUUAUAUAAGUGUUAAUGUUUUCCAUCUUUGUUGUACCUGUAACUUUUCUAAAAGUUGUUUUAAGAAUAUCAGGGCUCUCAUUACUUUUUGAAACCAUUCAUGGCACAGCUGUAGCAAAUGAAAAUUCACCUAUAACAUUUUACAAAAAAUUAUAGCAUCCUACCUUUAUCCUUCCCCUUUGGCCACCCAUAACAUCAAGUAGGCUCAGACAUAUAAAAAAUAACAGUCCUGUUGUUAUGGGUUAUGGGCCUUAAUGACAGCUCUAACUAUGACCAAUAGCACCUGAGUAGUACGGUGUAUUUAUUUUUAUUAAAAACUGAAUCAUUGGAUAAUCCAAUUCUAUCUAGCUCUUAUUGGCUUAGCCAUCAUGGUAUAUGAGCCAUUAUACUGUUUUGCUCUCCAAAUAUGGUAACUGUACACAUCUGCUCAAAAUUAAAAACAAGCUGAAAAUCAGUUGUUUUUAUAAGUCGGGAAGAAUUUUUGAUAUUUUGUUUAAAUACCUUUUUUUAAUAAAACAGUAUUAUUAUUCCAUUCGUGCUUGUUGGAUAUGAGAUGGUUAUAGCCAACUUGGUGCUACGAGCCUCGUUGGGUAUCUACCAUCUCAUAUCCAACGCGGACUCAUGAAUUAAAUAAAUACAAUUUGGUGGACAUUAUGCAUGCUAUGAUUGGUCAUUGCCCAUGAUCUAUUUAUAGUCAGUACAUGCAGACACAUGGAUGAUGUCACGGUAGAAUCAGUUUCUUUCUUUCGUCCAAUAUGGCGCAUUUUUUAUUGGUUUUGAAAAUCUGAAGUGCAAGUGAAGGCCUUGAGAAAUGUUUAGCAUGGGUUGUUUUGCAAGUAAACAGAAACCGAGAAACCAAGACCGAAAGAGAUUUUGGCGUUUAGAAUUGUCUAAACUAAAAAAAAAUUCACAAAAGUUGGCAUCUUGUGUCAUGCACUUUUGAAAAGUGUUUUUGCAAUUAUUCUGCUUUAACCCUUUAAGUCCCAAUAUACAAACACAAAUUCUCCAAACUGGUGUCCAUACAUUUCCUUAAAGAAUGAGUUAAGAGAAUUUGAUAAAAGAUCAAGGUGUUUUCUCUUUGGUGAUCAUAUUAUUAAUUCUCAUAACCUAAUGUCUUAACAAUGCAUGGAUAUUGUUAGGAGAAUAUUGAUGUUGGUCACCAUUGGGACUUAAAGGGUUAAGCAAGGGAAGCCCUUUAAACACUUUGGAAAGAAACUGUAUCUAAUAAGAUAAAGAAAAGAAAAAAAAAAAGAGAUGAAAAAAAUUAUUGUUAUUUUGUGGCUUGGAAAUGCCUAAACUGGCACAAAUCCUCGAACAGCCAAACAACACGCAGCAGGUUUGUCUUUUAUUUGUCUUUACUGUGAAUAUUUGUAUAAAGCAAAAAGAUUCCAUUUUGCCCUUGUGGGUCUGUUCAGUAAUGGGGCUAGAUCACAGAGGACAUCAAAAUAAUGGUAAAAACACCAGUGACACACUUGCCUGCGGCUCAUGUGCCACAUUUUUGUUUUUAGCACAUUUUGACAACAUCUGUGAUCUAUUAAUAAUAAUAAGUCUAGUUUAUUAAUAAAAUCGUCGCGCUUAGAAAUGAGCGAAUUGCAAAAUUAUUUUACCAAGAUAUAGAUAUUAAUUUUAAAAAAAAUUCAAUUUAAACUAAUUACAUCGUGUUCAAAAUGGACUGGGCCUCACAAUUAUGAGAAGAUAUAAUACAAUAAAUUAGAUAAAAAAAAGUAGAAACUAGAAAUAUAUAUCAAGUUAUACAUUGAAUUCCCAUAAGUUCCUAAAUUACGUGCCAUGAGCAUAAAGGCACAUCGCAGAAAAAAAGCUUUGUUUAAAGCGUUCAGUUUUGCAACCUAUAAGGGAUGGUCUGUUUGUUACGAAGGGAGUGGCCGUGCGCCUGUGACCGAGUCGAUGGAACAAGAUGGCGAAGAUGGGACUCAGGCUCUUUUAUCUUUGUAAAUAAUUUGCUACACAACUCCAUUCUUCUUGUGUGAAGUGAUACACACCCGGUAGUAGCUAAGGCCUGUUGGUAGUGCAGUGCAGCAAAGAUGAUGCACAGCGCUCGUUUCUGCACUUGCUCGAUGCUAUCUGAUAGUUUGACAGGGAGAGCAUUAUGCCACACACGACAACGGUAUUCGAGGACAGACCUAAUGAGCGCAAAAUAAACCUUAAGCAGGUCGGCAGGUGGUACUCUGCCGCAUUUGAGGACACGUAGAAUAUGCAGCCCCUUUGACGCCUGAACAGGUGCACAGUGAAAUGGAAUCUGUUUGUUAAACAUUUUCAGAUAGUGUGGUACUUCAAUGAUCUCUGACACACUCUUUUACUUCAGGGUGUGAAAUUUCUGUAUGACUGUGUGACUGGUGAGAGAAUCGAAGGCAGCUAUGGUUGCAUCAUGGCAGAUGAAAUGGUAAGAUUUCUAGCAAUGUUUCCAUUAAGUUGAACAUUUUAAUUAGUUGAGUAAAUAAUACAGUUAGUUUGUUUAUUAAUCCUUCAAGCCCCGGCCCACUGGUCAACAUGCAUAUUCUUAUAGUGGUUUCUUUUUCUUUUCCUAUAAUGGUACUAACAAUUUGCAUUGUUGUUUCCGUUGAUUGUUAUUUUUUUAUUGUCAUGUCUAAAAGUUUUGUUUUCAGGCAGUGAUUUUCUUGGGAGAAAAUUUUCAGUGGUUGGUUGCUGUGGAAAACUUUUGCAAAAUUAACAAUAAUAAUUAUUUUCAUUGCACCUUUCAGGGAUUAGGUAAAACCUUGCAGUGUAUCACAUUGAUAUGGACUCUACUGGUAAGAAUUAUGAAUUAAAUACACUUGGUUGAUUUUAUAGAUCACUUUUGUUCGGUUUAAUACAUCUUGUAUUAAGCGUCCUCUCUCUCUAAUAACUGCCCUCUCUUUUUAAGCCCAACCCCCCCCACCCCUUUCCUCUCUCUCCCUUGGUAUUAUUCCUCUUCUCGUAAUUCAUUUACUGGAAGUUCAGAUAUGGUUUUUGUCUUUGUUUGCAUGACUUGACCUUUUCCACUUUGUGCUCUAGUCCUUUAUGGUGAGCUGAUAACAUCAUCUUUGUUAAAAUUUGAAAGGCACUGCCAUUAAUUCUUUUAAGCCCUCCCCUCAAAUAUGUUUGAAUUGAAUAAGCUCCCUGGGGGCAGGGGGUUGGUGGGAGGGGGGGAGUGGGGAUGGGGCACUCUCUUAAUUCAAGUGAGGCACUAGGUAUUGGUGUUAUGUGAAACUUAUGUUCAUUUUAGCAGCAUGAGUUUGCUUUCUGCACAAGCACAGAGAAUGUGUUCUGUUUGGGAGCCACUAGCUGUUUCAGAGUUUUGUUUUAAGAUGCCUAUUUUGAGAGACCUUCAACCUCACAGGACAAUGACAAAAAUAAACCAGUAAAAAUAAAAAUAAAUAAUAAAUGAUAAAAACAGAUGAUUGAAUUUACUAGUCUUUUGUUUUUAGCAGGCCUGACGGAAUUAUGCGCAGAUUUUUCAGAAAUUAUGCGGAAUUUUUUCCCAAAUUAUGCGGUAAAAAUCGCAAAUUAUGCGGGAAUUAUGCGGAUUGCGCAAUAUCUUUUAUAAUAAAGUUCCAAUGUAACAAGCGUUCUCAUUGGUUUAAACAGCGUGCUUUAUCAGAGUCCAGAGCACGCAUUUCGUAAAUAAGAUUGCGCGCGUGUUUGCUUUGAAAAUAAAGGCCAAAUUAUGAAGAAAUGAUAGUUUCUUUAUCAUAAAACAAAUAAAGAAGCCUCACCCGUGCUCUGUUCUGUUAUAAAGCACGCAGGAAGCGGCGAUAGCACUCAAGAAGUAGGGAGAAACACUCGCCUGCGUCUCGUGUCUCCGCGUGUUUUAUAACAGAACAGAGCACGGGUGAGGCUUCUUUAUUUGUUAAUUUUAACCGAAGCACUUCCAAAAAGGUCCCCACACACGGGGGGGGGGGGGGGGGGGAUUUUUUUAGAUGUGGACAAGUGUUGUAAGGAGCUUAAGCGGUAACCAAGCAAAAGUAGUAUACUAACGCCACAAUAAUUAUUAUUUAUUUUUCAGAGUUCAUGACACGAAAGUGACAUUUUUACAUCGUAGCAUACGUCGCGCUACGUAAUUUCAAUGUCAUUACCUAACGUCUUCAAAAAGGAUGCGACCUGGAAUCGAUCCAAAUGAGUUUUAUUGAAGUGACAGAAGUGAUGCCAGAACUUCAACAAAUGUUUCUGCCACUUGUUCACUCAUUACGUUAACUAAGAGCAAACUUUUUGUAACUUCAAUUUGAAUCAAAAGAAACAUCGCCACUUAACUUGUAAUUCCCUAAACAGUGACAUGAUUUAAUCAAAAUUGCUCUAUUCUAGCAUAGGGCGCAGCCAAAAACGCGACAAAAACAGGCUUUAAAUCUGACGUGAUCUAAAAUGAUAUGCGUCUAUGCUAAGCAGUUCGAAGUGAUAAUUUUCACAAUGGAAAUGAUAUGCUUCAUGUAUACACGGAAAUGUUCCUUGGGCUUAUGUAUCGUUAAUUCUUCUUUCUAUUUUUCUUAAAACACUGAUAAAUAGCUUCUACAUCAUGCAACUGAGGAAACUGAAACGGACCAGAUCCUUGGAUCUCGAGCGGACCAAGGAGAAGCCUGGAGGGAGAGCAGUAGUCGAUAUCAUCUCGCUUUGGCCAGUUAAAUAAUCUCGCUCCGAUAGAGUACAGGAACUUCAUCUUGGUGUUACUGUUGACCUCGAGAACUCGACCAAUGUAGUACAACUUGUGGUACUCUACAGCAUAAUACUCCCCUUCUUGGGGUGUCUGCAUCCUGUCCACACAUUUCUUCAUGUCAAGCUCUAGCACCAUUUGACUUCGAAAGGCGGGGAUACUGUCACUGCUGAUUACACUUUCUGACAGACCUACAAGGCAUCUGGCGUACAUGCAUACGUACACACCGCAAUCGAAGGAGUUCUGCUGUUGGGGUACCUCGUGUUGUUGACCGCUGAAGAAGCUCCAUUGCUUAAUUUCUUUACCCAGUGAAGGUGACAGUUCUUCCAGCAAGCUCCACAUUUUACACACUGCUCUUUCAUGGGUUGGCUUCACACCAGAACCUUGUAACAAACUGUCCAAAACAAUUAUUUCCUUCUGCUUUGGUAUUACUACAAGAAGAAACCAGUGCCUGCUAGUCCUGGAUUGCAGGGAACAAGGACAUAGUCUUGCUUCAUUAGGUCUUUGCCUUUCACCACAUCUGCGGCAGGUCGGCUGGCAACUCCUUUUUCAAAAGUUUCCCAUUCAAGAGUUUCAACUUCAAGUGUAGUUGUUUCAGCAACCAGCUUAAGAUAGGAGUCGAUAACGAAAUUACUUAAGUAAUUGGCUUCAUCCUUUGAUGGCCACCUUUAAGACCAACUAGAUCUGCAGUUGACACAAAUUGACUGCCUUUGAAUGUAACUGAACCAUCAACUAUGGCCUCGAGAACUGCGUUAUUGUGAACAGGAAAUACACAGACUUCUGUUUUCUCUAACUUUUCUAGCGUGUUCUUGCCAAGACCAUUCUUUACUUGGGGCUGAGUUGGCGGUGUUUUAACAUUCUGUAUUGGGAUUGAAGAGCUACGUUGUUGGCUUGAUGGGGCUUUGGCUGAUUUCGUAACGUGAGUGCCAUCUUUGGAUAGGCUUGAGCGGAAACGUUUCCCCUGGUCUUUUUUGUCGGCUUUCAGUUUCCGCUUGGACGAAGCGCUUGGCUUGGUAGCUUUUGUACCUGGUACUUUAGUUGUUGGAACAAGAGGCAUUGGCUUCAAAGUAGGAUGGAAAAAGCUGGAAAUGGGGGGCGAUUUGAGAGCAGACCCGGCAGGCAUGGUGCCCGCACUGCUUGAACACAUCGGAACAGAGCCCGUGGACGUCUGAACAGGAGGUGAAGACAUCGGAGAAGAAGCCGUAGACGUCUGAACAGAGCCCGCGGACAUCGGAAGAGAGCUCACGGACGCGGACAUCGGAACAGAGCCCGUGUGCAUCGGAGCAGAACCAGUGGACAUGGGAACUAUAAGAUGAGGAAAAGAACAAAAUUGCCUAAAGAGCAGCAAUAAAACAUAUACACAUAUUUUUUUUUAUCAUUUUAAUGUUCAAUGCCAUGAUGAAUUAUUUAUUGUGAUAUAAUAUUUUGUUCAUCAGUCUUCGUGAAUAAUGCACUUAUCAGCGGCCAUCCCGGGGGGGAUGACCCCGGGGAACCCCCGGGCAUUUGCACAACAACGUUUACAAAUCCCCCUACCCAAAGGCAAGAUUUUUUAACAAAACGCUACUAAUGUCCCUCCCCUGGGGGGUAAAGAAGUGUGCUCUGCCAAGUUAAAAGGUGCAUAUGAUCUCAAAGACAAAAAAAUUAUAUUUGCUAUAAUUAUACCUAUAAGAGUUAAUAAAAUACAACCAAAGAAAACGAUUACAAGAGAAAUGCGAAAUGGCCGCUGAUUAGUGCAUAAGUUAAUUUCUCGUAGCUUGUGCGCUUUGCCUGAGACUAGAACUUACACGAAAACAUUGUUCUACCUUGGUCUGUGGAUUUUGAAUGGAGUUCCAUGGGAUCUGUCCACUUUGAAGCAGGCGCUGAUGGGGCUGUUUCAUUGAUAGCUGCCGACUUUGCCUGUAAGUUCCAGUUCAGGAAGUGAUAUGCCCUGAUGGUUUCAGGGGUCAUCGACAUCCGCUUGUCAUCGAGAACGCUGUUGUACAUGGAAAAGGAUCGCUCUACAUCAUACGAACCAAGAGUUGCAGUGCAGUACCGCGAUGCAAUUUCGUAGAGGCUUGGAAGUGCGCCGGCAUUGGAUUUCCAAAAAAACGCAAGGUCGAGAUCUCCACUAAAGCUUCCUUUGACGGCUGCUGGGCCAAGGACAUUCACGUACAGAUCAAUCUCGCUCUUUGGAACGUCUGCUAUCCCGGGGAUGCUGCUUUCUGACAGGCGACCCAUGUCACACCUGAUGAGAUUUCUAGGAUCAAGUACCCUGAUAUCUUCUAGAAAGGCGCUGCCUGGCUGUCCACCCUCAACCACAUAUUUGUUCAGCUUCUUGUGCGCAUCUGAGAAUGCUGACUGAACAAUUUCCAAAACGUCCGCUUUGUCUUCGCUUUCAAACCUAGUGGAAAGACAAGAGUAAAAAAAAAUAAUAUACCCGCCCUUGCCCAUUAAAAAUUCGCGCCUUUUUAGUCCAAAAUGAGCCUAAAAUAUAAUGCGCAUUGUUUAAGGAACAUUUCGCUUUUUUAUUGUUGGGUUUAUUAACAAUAUUUGCUCUCUAAAUUUAUCCCCACUUUGGGGGUAACCAUACACUACAGGCGCUCCAAGGUGUAAAGGGAAUGAGACCGUAAACCAGCAUUGGACUGCUAAAUACUUCUAGGCCCAGCUACAUGAGCAAGAGCAACAAAUGUUAUCCCAAUAAUAUUUACCUCGCGACAGAAAAAAAACGCUAUUUUGCUAGCAAAAGUAUCUAGCACGCUUAUCACUAUUUGCAUAGGAAACUAUUGCGCAAGGUUACGCUUUGUCAAAAUGGCUCAUUGUUGUACAUUGUAUAAAAUAGCUUCCCGUGCGAGAGCAGACGCAGAACUCACUGUUUUCGCCAAUAUUCUGAUUGGCUGCAGUUAGUUCUACAGCUUGGUAAAGAUUUUAGACAUAUAGUUUACCUCCAAUCUCCUUCAAAACAAAACCCAAUGUCUUCUUCGUUCAUCAAUGAGCUACUGUGAAGAUAACAGAGGAGGCUUUCCAUCUUGUUUUUCGCUUGUGUCACGUGUGGGAUUCGCUGUUGGAAAUAAUCUAGCAGAAUCAUCAACUGUGGCCCCAUUCUUGAUAUUAUCAUAAGCUGCGCAUGUAGACUCUUCAUGAAUGAGCUGUCGUCAUACAUUUCUUCAAGCCGCAACAGCGAGUUACUUGCUGCAUCUCGUCCACAGCGCUCGAUUUCUGAUCGAACAAACUCCCCACAGAUGGAGUAAUACUUGGCGUGAUAAUCGGCCGAUUCAAACCAUGCAGACCAGCUCUUCGUUGUUGGGUUGGGCGGCAUGACUGGUUUUCCUUCAAGACUUGCAGCGCGUUUCAGAAAGUUCAAGAAACGACUUUUACGUCCACUCGGAAUAUAGAACAGGUUCCUGAAACACUUGAUGAAUUCCGAUGCAGUUUUAAAGUGUUUCUUGAAAUCAGCCGCUGCCAGGUUGAUAAUGUGGCUGUGGCAGGUUAUAUAAAAACAACACGGAAAUAAAGCAGACAAUGUCUCAUUGAACGCCUUUUUCAUGUAGCUUGCGUUGUCGGAGUUAAAGAUCAAGACACAGUCAAAGUCGAUGCCAUAUUCGACCAGUGUCUUAACAACUGCUUGGGAAACAGUUUUGUUGUUCGUUUCUCGUAGAAAAUGCGUGUCUAUCAAGUACGCAACAUUUUUGCCACUUGGCGAUAGCUCAUCGAAAUCAAGCAAAGUUACCAUUAUAUCCAACACAUACCGCCCAUCAUCAUCACUGAGCUCAUCUACCAUCACUGCAACAUUUUUUUUACUUAUUUUGUCCUUAAGUUCCUGUUUUUCACACUCAUACACAUCAAAAAGAUACUCACGCAGCUGCGUUCUCUUCGGGAUUGCCCCGCCAUUAACCACUCGGGAUUUCAAAAAUUCUCGGAGCACGGGGUGGUCAGACUUGCCAAGGGGGAUGUUAGUGGCCGUGCACACCUUGAUCCAAUCAUGGCAGACUUUGAUCCUCUCUUCUUGUGCCGAAUUGCUGCACUUGAACGAAGUUUUUAGAGUCUUUUGUUUUCCACGACUUGUACCGGGCAGAUUAAGACGUUUUUGGUGUGAAGCAGCUUCAAGGUGCCUGUCAAGAACCGAUUUUCGAGAGUGCUCAAGCACAACAUUGCACACGGUGCAAAACAGUAAUCCGCUUUCCUCGUGAAAGGUUCCGGCUGAGUAUUGCUUAACUCGAUCUUUAGCUGUUAUUUUUGUUGCUUCGUGGCUCUUUGUUUUUUUCUCACUCUCUUUCAAUUUAGUAAACCAGUUUUCCAUGCUCUUCAUGGCGGUCAGAAAGCAGAAAGGAAUUCGCUUUUCCCGCGCAAUCGAUAAGAAUUUCUAUGCAAAAAAAUGAUUGGUUCUCUUCUACCAAUGAAAUGGCUCGUCAUAUCUUUACUAGUUACAAGCCCCAAACGGCCGUACAUAGAAGGCCUGUUCAAUUUUUGAAGUGAAUAUCGUUCUAUCCGAGGACUUCUGAAAGCGAAUUCUAGAAAAAAAAAACCUCACAUUUCUUAUUUGUUUUACAAUGAAAACAAGGUAGGAAGUCCUUAAAAAGGAGAUAUGACACUUAAUUUAUAUUUUUUUCGAUAUUUUCCAAGAUUAUGCGGUAUUAUGCGGGAUUUUCAAGAUUAUGCGGGAUUGCCCCCAAAAAGCCAAAUUAUGCGGCCCCGCAUCCGCGCAUAAUUCCGUCAGGCCUGUUUUAGGGAAAAAUCUUACAGAGUGAAGUAACACUUUUUUUAGAGGAAUUAGAUUCAAGUCCUGAAUACUACUGUUUAUUUUUUCCUCCUUAUGGGUUUUAAAGAGAUAUUUAUUUUUUAUUCAUUCAUUUAUUUAUUUUUUACAGAAACAAGGACCAAAUGGUAAGAAAACUAGUGCUUAAGUACGUGUACUUUUUAACAUGAGCACACGAUAAACUGCAAGGAAAUCAUUAUGGAUUAUCACGUCACUUGAGGAUUUGGAUCAAUGCUUGAUUAAAAUCAAUGAGCGGCACACCACUACUUUUAAGUAAAAUAAAAUAUUCAAUGUUAUUGAUUUCUUCCUUUUAGGGCAGCCAAUAACAAACAAAGUGAUUAUUGUUGCACCUUCAAGUCUUGUUAAGGUAACGUUACUGUAAGUCACAUAGUAACUGGAUUUGGCAGUGUUCUCCCUAAAUUUUAGCCCAGCAGGUAAGGGACCAUUCAUGGCUAGUAAGACAAAAAAUAUGUCCCAGAGGUGCACUUUCCUGAGGGAGGCGGGUGGGUAGGGGGUAAUGGAGUGAGGGACAUCGCCCCACCCAAGUAGGAGCUAAGUUCUUUGAAAAGUCAUUCGAUCAUUUGACCUGUUUUACGCAAAUCGGCCGUUGUUAUCUUUCAACAGCUAUUUUGAACGUUUGAUUCCAAUAAUUUUACUCUGUCUUCAGUGUUCUCUUUCCAAAGUGGGUGGCCCAUAAAAAGAAAAGCUGUGUAUACUUUAGUACUUUUCCUUAUAUUCAUUCAUUUCCUUGAUCGGAUCGGAUCACAACUUGCGUAUUUUUUAAAACUACUUAUUUAAUUUUAAUAAACCUUCAAGUGGUUGCAGGCAGUAAGAAGUGUUGCUUCUGGCGAUAAAUUUGACUGCUUACCACCUGAUGAGGAGAACACUGUUUGCAACAUAGUUUACUGAUCUUUCACGUCAAGGCUUUAUUGUUGUUGUUAUUGUUUGUUUUAUGCAACCUCAUAUAGAACUGGCAUAAUGAACUGCACAAAUGGCUUUCUGGGAGAAUCUCUGCCUUGGCCAUUGACUCUGGAUCAAAAGAUGAAAUUGACAAAAAACUUGGUAUGUUACAUGACGUGACCUUUUAGAAUUACUUAUAGAAGCUUGUUACUUCUCCUUGGCAGCUUUGACUUUCUGCAUGAAGUCCAGGGUGCAAAGAAAGUCAGUUUUACAGCUUGUCAUUCGGGCUAACAUGUACUAGCCCAAAGUCAUUUCAACGUUAGCCCGAAAAAAAUAUUUGAUGAAAAAAAAGGCAAGUUAAGAAUAGAAAUCACUAGAACGGGGAUAUUGGACCCUACGUUCUUUAUACGCUGAAGUCUUCUCCGAAUGAGCGCCUCUCCUGGACGGCCAGACUUCUCAAUAGACCAAUUUCAAUAUGAAUUAUUCAUACUUGACUGCUUGGGGGAAUAACACAGAAGAAAUCUCUUGAGGCUCAGCAAUGAACAAUGCACUUCUUUUGUUUUAUUCCCCCAAGCCUCGGAGCCAAGUAUGAAUUUUAAUCUGUCGAAAUAUUGGUCUAUUGCCUAUUUUAUGUUAAACAUUGUUUAAAUUGUAUUAUGAGUUUAGUUUUACCUGUGAUUUAUUGAAAAGAUAAUUAAUAAGAAUAUAUACUGUAAAUAAAACGCUUGGUGUGUCAAUCACAUUUUUUUUUUCUCUCCUUCUUUUUCCGUGCUCUCCCUUCAUCAGUCACUGUGGUGUUUUUUCUAAAUUUUAGGAAUGUUUAUGUCUCAGCAAGAAAGACGUACAACUUAUCCAGUGUUAAUAAUCUCGUAUGAAACCUUUCGUCUUCAUGCGUUCGUGCUACAUACUGGACCUGUAGGAUUGGUCAUCUGUGACGAGGUGGGACGAGUUUACAGAAAUUUUAUUUGUUUAUUUCCUGUUUAUUAUAUAGACACGAGUGUUUUACUGGAAAAUAUACUACUCGUAUAAAAAUUCAUAAAAACUACAUCCGGGACCCGAGUGGUUUGUUUUCCAUAAUCUCACACGUGAGUUUAUCGAUGACGUAAUUUUGGUAACUUCCCUCUAUUACUUUAUCGAUGUCUUUUUGUCUAUAUAACAAAAACAAUAUUUUACUCACUCGCUGCGCUCGUUCGUAAAAUGUUGUUUUGCCACUCGAAAAUAAAAUUCAUAUCUUCGCGCCACCGUGUAAUAUCCCCUAUUUAUUUACUUACAGUCCAACCUCCAUGUGCGACCACCUUCCAAUAAGCGGCCACUUAUCCAAAACACGAAAAUUUUCCCAGUCAAAGCUUUACAGUUGAACCUUUAGUUUCGUAAACGACCACCUCUCAUAAGCGACUGCUACCACUUUUAAGGAUGACGGUUUUAGAAUUUCCCUUCGCUUUGUGUCUCUUCUAAGCGAUUACUUGAUAUAAUGGUCUAGGCUCAGUUGUUCAAGAGGUGGAUGGCGCUAUCCAUCUUUUGAAUAACCGAGGCCUGAUCUUUGUGCUUGCUGUAUGCACUACGCUACUUACAAGAUCAAUGAGAAGAACUUUUAGAAACAACAUGGAUUUACAUUGUAACCCAAAAAUUGCAUGUACUUGUAAUACAUUCACUCCAAAAAGGAGAAGGAGUUCUCCUCCUGAAAACACGUUCUACAGUCCGACUCACUGUAAGCGACUUUCUCCAGUAAGCGACCGCUAACUCUUCCUAUUUCUGGUGGUCAUUUACGGGAAGUUCGACUGUAUAUAUCUCUUAUGUAUGUUUGGGAGACCUGUUUCAAACGUCGUGCUACUGCUGUGCUAAGCUGGCUCGACUGCAGCACGAGCUACAGUGGUUUCAGACGUAAAAUGUAAUUCAGUCAAAUAGAACGGCUGUUGCCGAAAGCAAAACACGAAAAUUAAGAAACGGUUUAGCAGACUUUUAAAUGUAUUCUAAUGUAUUUAUAAUUUAUGAAUUGAGUUCGGCACGGCAGUAGCAUGGCUUAAUUUCAAACUUCGCGCUACUGCCGUGCUAAAGUCGAAUUUAAUUCGAUCAAUUUAAUUCGUCACGGCAGUAGCACAACGUUUGAAACGGGCCUGAGUGUGAUGAAUUAUUCUUGCUCGGUUUUUGUCCCUCUGUAGGGUCACAGACUGAAAAAUUUAGAAAGCCAAACCUAUUUAGCCCUCGAUAAACUGAAGACUACACGAAGAGUGCUGUUAUCAGGUUGGUCUGGAUGAGAGAAUGAACAUUUCUACUUGUUCCUCUUAUCACGUAUUUUCCGUUACGACUUCUUUUACCUUUGUUCUCUUCUUACUUGUCUUCCUCCUUCUUCUUUUGAUCAUAAUCUUUUCCUACUGCCUCUUUGCUCUUCUUUUCUUUUUGUCUGUCACUUCUCCUUCUCUUUGUCCUUCGAACCGUUCUUUACUCCUGAUCCGUCUUCAAUAUUUCCUUUUGUUUUUCCUUCUUCAUCAGUCAUCUUCCCACCGCCGUACCCGCUCUUUCCCGCUUUUACUUAGGGAAUGUUAAUAUGUUACCGGAAUGACUUUCGUUCCGGUAUAAGUUUCGUUCCAAGCUAAAGUUCGUACUGCGGUAACAUUAUUAAAUCGAACGGCUCUGCCUAGGGUGUUCUCGCUUGCGUAGUUUUCGCGCCAGAUCAGAUGCGCAUGCACCACUCGUCCCAGGCUACGUGAUUUGCGAUUUUUUGGCCGGAACGAAGUUCGUUUUUUAAUUUUAGAAUGAAAUUUCGUAACACAACGAGAUUUUUAUUCGGGAUGAAAACCGGAAAGAACUUAUUCCGGAUAGAUUAUUGCGGGAACGAAAGUCAUACCGGUAUCAUGUGAAUAGCUCCUCAUUUACCAUCCAGCGGUGUGUCUCCCCACCCUCCCCUACCCCUCGCUAUUAGCUGGACUUUUUUUACUUCUAAAUAAACCCAUUGCUCUAUUGUGCAGGUACUCCGAUUCAGAAUGACUUGCUGGAAUACUUUAGUCUGGUUCAUUUUGUGAAUGGUGGAAUUUUAGGUACGUUAAGCCUAGGCCAAACGUCGAACUUUUCGAGAGACGAACCAAACUUUGUGAGUUAAGUCCAUGAAAAGUUCGACGUCUGGCUCAGUUAAGUUCGUCUGAACAACAGCAACGACAAACUUCAUUAAUAAACAGAUAGUAUUACAGAAGCAUUGCCCACAGCUAGUAAGGCUAUUCGAGGCGGGACAAUGCGUGCAAAAUAUGAAAUUAAGAUCAAGGCAAACUAAGGAAAGUUUACAGUUUACAAAAAAAUGAAAUAAAAAUCGUAAUAUGGAUGAGGACUAGAUAACAUGUCGUCAGUGAUUUUCUUCAACUGAGUCUUCAGAUCUUGACUUUCUUUUCGUAACGCUUGGUUUUCUUUCCUUAGUUUCUCAGUUCCGGUCAUAGUUGAGAAAUAUUUAAAAGAUGUACUAGAAAUUUAGCGAGAAACCCGGAGUGAUCGAGAACACGUGACCUGACUAAUACGCUUUUGGUACUAGUCCCAUCAUCAACAACACUUUGUAUUCGUCUGCUUCAGACGGAUACAACAUCUGAAGAUCGUCUCCGGGACAAACGUCGAUCCUCACAUGCGACGAACUAAACUAAUAAAUUUAAAAAAAUGUAUGAUAAUUUAUAUUUAGCCUCAUUUGGAUGAAAAUUUGGAAAUUUAUUACUGAUCUGAUUCAGUUGAUUGGUUCGACGUGUCCUAAGUUCGACGUCUGACCCAACAGACGAUCUUAACUUAAUUUAGGUCGACUCAAAUUAGAGUUUAGUUCGUCUCAUGAAACGUUUGACCUUUGGCCUAGGCCUUAGAAAUUAAAUGUAUAGUGAAACUUGUAUUAAGCGGACAGUGCCAAACUCCCCAAAUUUAUUUCCCUUAUUUACUGUCAAAGAAACCUUUAUAAAGCGGACAGCUCUAUUAAGCGGACGCGGACACCUAAAAAUUUGAUGCAAUGGUGAUUUUUAUUAGUUUUUUUGUUUUAUUUUGUUUUGUUGUUGUUGUUGUUGUUGUUAUUGUUGUUACAAACCUGGCUCCGGUUGUUCAAACGUUGCAUGGCGCUAUCCAUUGGAUAAAUCGCUUUCCAGUGAAUAAGUAUUAGCAGGGUGCAAAGAAAAUCAUUUUUACAGCUUGCCAUUCGGGCAAGCUGAAGCUAGCAUUUACUAGCCCAGACGUCAUUUCAACUAGCCCCAAAAUCUUUUUGACCAGCAGAAUUGAUUUCACAGCUCUUCUGUUAUUCAAAUUGCUCAAAAAAUAUCACUUGCCCGUCGGGCAAGUUAAAAACAGAAUUCACUAGCCCGAUAGCAAAAUCCACUAGCCCCGGGCUAUCGGACAUUACUUUCUUUGCACGCUGAUUAGGGAAAUCAAAUGCGUUAUCCACUGGAUAAAGAUUUAUCUAGUGGAUGACGUUAUCCACGUCACCUUUUGAACAACUGGGCCCUGUAUUAAAUGAACACUUCUCAUUAGAUUCCAGUACCCAACAUGCCAGACACUAGAAAUGCUAAAGAUUUCUUCCCACAAAUUUGUCGAUUUUACGAUCCAAAAGACUUGGCAAUAGAUGUCUUAAUUUGAGUCAACAUUGUCGAAUACACAAGGAGAAAAGAAAGCGAAAUGCAUACACGUCCAGGAAACCUUGACAGCUAGUAUGCAAUAAACUCUUCGUUAGUCAAUUUAUCUUAUCAGUCAGCCGUAUUCCAAGCCUUAAUUACCCGUUGGUUAGUUUUAAAGUACUGUAUUAGUUUUGAUUUCGUUUUUUUUUUAGAGUCAGCUUGUUUUACUCAUCUGAUCACGUAAAAUUUGAGGUGCAAUCUAAGUUUACAUUGUUUUGAUACAUGUGCGAUAAAGCCCUUUCUUUCUAACCACAAAUGUGUGAAUGUGGGAUUUGCAUUAUAUUGCUUGCAGGGACCGUUUCUGAGUUCAAGAAAAAAUUUGAAACUCCCAUUUUAAGAGGGAGAGAUGCUGAUGCCUCUGAUGCAGAUCAUAAGAAAGGAGCUGAAAAACUGGCAGAGGUAGCGUUGUUACAUCGUGGCUGAAAGUUUUAAGAUUAUACGUUUCCGUUUGCAGCCCCUUCUGAAUUUAAGAGUGCUUUCCAUUUUACCAAACCAAACAGUCAUAAACCAGUGGAAUUAGACAGCUUUAGAUUCUAAGACGAAGACGACUACGAGAGCGAGAUUUUCUUAAUACUAAGUAGUGCACGCGCGCAAACCAACGUCAUUUUGGCGGGAAAAUGUGGUAGCCGUCGUCAGUUUACGAGUUUUAGCGAGAAUGUUGUAGUGGCGGAAACAAGUUAUCAAAUGUUAGAAUUUUUAUCAUUUAGCGAUCGGGAGAGGGCUUAACCUCCUUCAACGGAAAUAAGCGUGCUAACUUUGGUGGUGAAAAAAAGUAGAAAAAAGCUUUCCGGGGUGUUUUUUUUUUUGAGAGAAUAGGCGAGAAAACUUAAAAUUAAAUGUCGUCCUCGUCCUGGAAUCUAAAGUGCUCCAUUAUCAAGAAAAUGGAACGAUAUUGUUCGACUGAAACAAAGUUUUCAAUUGAAUCGAAGCGAUCCAUCUGCGUUUCGACGGAAAUUUUGUUUACUAAUUAGCGAAGCAGUACUGGAAACGAGAAUUUUUGGAAAUGGAACAGUAAGUUUCGGUUGCCGAACGGACCGACCGGUUACCACCUCUGGAGUGGUCGACCACUUUGACCGGAGAAUUUCCACACGGAUCAAAGCGUUCCAUUUAUUUCUCGACCGAAAUUUCCGAAUUUUUAGGGUAAUGGAAAGGACCCAAAAACCUCCGAAAUUCGAGAACAAGAAAACCCCCCAUAAAGAUACGGUAAAAUAAUUGACAAAAACGUGCAACUUGUUUUGCGAUUUUGCACGUUUAACCACCACAGCAGUUUGAAUGAACAAAAGUCCCAAUCUUGUCCGGCCCGCACCUCAUGAAUAUUCUACCUGAAGUGUGUGAUUUUCUAGCAAAAAAAGGCCGCACAUGCUUGCAGGGUUCGCACGCACCUUGAAAGUGCUUGAAAGUCCUUGAAAUUUGAAAUAAAAAGUUCAAGGCCUUGAAAGUCCUUGAAAAUUGUAGUCGGUGCUGGAAAGUCCUUGAAUUUCGGUGCUAACUUUAUCCAACCCAGAUUCUCAAGUACCUAAUAUGAAAGACCUUCAGGAUAAAAUUGCUCAUGUUGUGGUAGAACUAAAAAAGACAUAGACAAUCUCUUUUUUGCACUGAAUGGAGUCCUUGAAAAAUGCGAAAUGUGUCCUUGCAAGUCCUUGUAAAGUCCUUGAAGUUUUUAUUCAAAAAAGGGUACGAACCCUGUGCUUGUCGUAGCAUGAGCGAGAAAUUUCAGUGCUGGAAGAGUUCAGGACGAAGGAGUUUGAAUUCAGUUAUAGCGUGUUUUGCCUUACUGUCUAAUGUAAUCAGUUAUCGAGAAAAACAAAAAGUUUAACUUACAUAUACGGCUCCGCAUUUAGGCUUGGCUAAAUUUAGUUUUAACUUACUUCUCUUGAAACAGCUGGCAUCUUUAGUGAACAAGUGCAUCAUUAGAAGAACCGGUAGGUGACAUAGGGCCUAUUUUUUUACGUUUACUGUUUCAGGAUUGUUUUAGCAAGUUCGAAAUCCCCGGGGAAGGAAGGUACUCAUCGGAGUUUUAUACGGGGACGGGCACCGCCCUGAGGUCCAUCCCCGCCCUUUUAUAUACCAUUUUUGACAGAAAAGGUCCCCCUUUUGUAUACCUUCUUCUGACAGAUGGUACCCAUUUCACCUACCUGCUUUAGAACACUAUAUCCCUUUUAAGUGCGUUGAGUCUUCGGUCUUAAAAUAUGAACAAAUCGCUAAACUAGACAGUUUUCUUGUCUGUUUCACAUCCGUAAAAUUAAUGCGUCUGUUAGCCCCUUUUGGACCUUUUAAAGAGUGGAAUGACAGAUUUCCCAACCCUUUCAUAUACUUCGACUAAUGAAAUACGUACCCUUUUAUAAUUAUACCUGAAGCCUGAAAAAAAGUGCCCCUUUAGGGCGGAGUCUUACUGUAUAGGCCAUUAUAGAGAGAACCCCCCGGGUUCGAAACUCAAGGAGCAGCCUGAGUUUUACAAAGACAAACUGCGAUUUUAAUCAAUGAUAGAAGGAAAUAAGAAAAGUGCUUUUUAUCUUGUCUAGUCCCUGUUCUGCGUUUUCCCAGUCCCUCUCGGUCAAUUCACUUCGGUGACGUAUCCGAGGCGAACGGGCGGGUAACGGCCUCACAUCUUCGCUUGGACCACUUGACCUGAAAUGCUUUGGCCGCGCGGAACAAUGAGGCAUAGGGACUAGGUAACUUUUUAUCCUCACGCAACGCAAAGUGGGAAGAAUGUUGCGUGCGACACAAAGAACGGCUCUGUAGCAGACUAUAUCAUGCAUCUGUGGCUUGAACUAGUCAUCUUCUGACUAACAAACCUGAGGGCGAAAGUUAGCUGAUUAUACCCCUCACUCUAUUAGUGCUCUGAUUUAUGGGCACAGCCAAGCCCCUGCUUUACAGACACCCGCUUAAUACGGACACCUAGUUAUUACGGACACUUUUUAUGGCCCCUUCAGUGUCAAGAACAGGAAAAAACCCGUUUUUUAAUUUAUUUGUCGAGAUUUCUGGACGGAUUUGAACGGUUGUCGGUAGAGGCUACUUUUCGCUCAACAGCUCAUACAGCGAAAAUGUAGCCUCUGCUCGCAGGGUACCCAGACCGUGGACCGACCGGUUUGCCCGUUUGUAAAUAAUAAACAACGAAGAACUUUAACUCACACCUGGAAAUCGAACUCGGGACCCGCAGAGAAGACCACGCUUUGACCAACUGUACCAGUCCUUUGAAACAGCGACUGCAUCUUCUUCUUUAUAAAUAAAACCGGCUGAUAUACUCUCCAGCAAAUUAGGUUAUUCGUAACAUAACAAAAUAAACAUAAGGGCAUAAGAAGGUGGUUAUGUCCUUAUAUUUGUAGUGUGAACGCACUUGUUGACAUAACGACAUUAUAACAACAUAAUGCAGGAGCCUUUAACCCGGAGCGUCUAACUUCCAUACUGCGCCUAUGCAACGGCGUUUUCACAAGUAGGUCUAUUUUUAGAUAAGCCUUUGCCGCGAAUUGCUUUCGAAAGGCCAAUCACUAGCAAUUGCGUCAUCAAUGAUAAACUUUUAAUACAUGAGCAUGGCGGACACACGUGAGGAAUCUUCAGAGAAGUCUUCUGACAGUACUUCAAGCGACAAUUUCAGUAUUUACACGGAAACUAGCAGUUCAGAGCAAGAUUUGCAAAACCUAGCCAGGACGUCCAUGUUCGUAAUAGCCGACUGUGAAAAGGUCCAAGCGAGCUACUAACAGUCUAAACGACGAUCAAAUGGAGGAAUUGACCUCGUGGAAUAGUUAUUUUUCGCGGGAAAAGCUUAUCUAAAAAUAAACUCACUUGUAAAAACGCCGUUGCACGAAUUUAUGGCAGUUGAACGCUCCGGGUUAUGGGCUCCUGCAUAAUGACAUUAGGAAAAAAUGAUCUUUUCUUUAUGUCGUUCUGUCGCCCUCUAUUUUUUCAAUCACGGUAAUGUCGUUAUGUUGAUGUUCACAUUAGCGACAUAAACUUCUUAAGUUAUUAUGUUGUUAUGUCAUUAUGUCGCAAGUGCAAACCAGGCUUACGUUUAUUGAGUCCGUGGAUUUCUAAUUAUGUUUGUGUGAUUUUUGCUUCCCAGCUACAAUUCUGUCGAAGUAUUUGCCUGUGAAAGGUUAGUUUAAUAAAUUCUUAAGUUUUUCUAUGCCAAUUUUCCACACUUCCCCUUAUCCCAGUUCAUACUGUAACAACUUAAUUUCCUUGUAUUUGCGGGAGGAAAGGAUGCCACCCCUUGUGCAACUUAUUUCAUCUGUUUUUGACAUUCAUUAUCAUCAUCAUCAUCAUCAGUAUCAUCAUCAUCAUCAUCAUCAUCAUCAUCAUCAUCGUCAUCGUCAUCGUCAUCAUCAUCUUCAUCAUCAUCAUCAUCGUCAUCAUCAUCAUCAUCGUCAUCAUCAUCACAAUCAUCAUCAUCUUCGUCAUCAUCAUCAUCAUCUUCGUCAUCAUCAUCAUCAUCUUCGUCAUCAUCAUCAUCAUCUUCGUCAUCGUCAUCAUCAUAAUCGUCAUUAUCAUCAUCAUCAUAGCAGCAGCAGCAGCGACAUCGUCAUCGUCAUCUUAUGUGCGAAACCGUCUCGAUUGUCACCAUGUUUACAUUUCAAACUCUAAAGUACAGAACCCUCAAUUGAAACUCAAAUUUAGUAACGUGUGAUGUUUUUCUAAUCCAGUGGAACAGGUUGUGUGUUGUCGCUUGACGCCUCUGCAGAUACAGCUCUACAAACUUUUCAUUCAGUCCAAAGCGUUAAGAAUGGAACUUGUCAAAUCCAAGUCAGGUUCAGGCAUUUCUGCGUCAUCUCUGGCUUUCAUUACUCAGCUAAAGAAACUUGCUAAUCGUAAGUAAAAAUGUUACCUGUAACCUUUUUUUGUGUUGCAUUUGGACUGAGCUCAGACGUUGGUUUAAAAACAUUUGUUAUUUUUACUUUUAUUAUUUUUUGUAAUCCAUAAUAAUAAUACUAUUGUUAAUAUUAUUAUUUUAAUUAACUUUUCUUAUUUUAUUUGAUUUAUUUUUCUUUUCACCCUCGGUUUUCUCGGGUACGCAGGUGCGUACCGUGCGUACAGGUAGCGACGCCCCCGUUUUGGCUAGCUUGCGAAAUAUAUUUUGGAGACCAAAAAGGCUUCCUUGGCAAGUAUUCAACCAACUAAGUGCAGAUUUGGCAAACUUGACACCAAACGUUUUCGUGUUAGUUUAAGUUAGAUAAAACGCGAUAGGCAAUCAAAGCAGAGAAAUCUCUUUUAAAAAGUAACUUUAUUGAGUUUUCUAAAUUAGUUUAUUCUAAUGCACCAGCAAUACAUGUAAAUCACCGUCUUAACAAGCCUUGUUACACUGUAAGUGGAUGUAGCAAUCAGUGUAGAAUAACAAAGGUGUGACCGACAUCGGCGCUUUAUUCUUACAUACUGUUACAUAGCUAUUAGUGGUCACAUAAGUAAUGAAGUCAGAAAGUUUAAAAAACUUAACUGAAUUGGAAUCAUUUGAGAUACAAUCACGGUCUUUACAAUAUUGUACAGUUAAGUACUAUUUUCAACAGUAGGGCUCAAAUCAUUAACGGGCACGAAGAGGAAUUAUAGCAACGUUUUGUUUUUGUCGACAAUUAAAUAAUGUUAAGAGAGCUUUUCUGAACCUUGGCAUUCUGACUGUAUAAAUAAUAGGAUUAGCGAGCGAGUUUAUGUGCAAAAAUACCAGUAACGAAUACUGCACUCGCAAUUUUGUUUGGUAAGAUUCCAUUCUAGUAGUUUUAUAAUAAACAAAAGUGGCUAUAACAUAUGGCAGCCACAUCAUUAAAGAUACAAUAGUCAUUAUGAAUAAUGUGACAGUCAGCUUUCUUUGUCUACUGGUUGCACCAUGGUGCUGAGGAUGAGUUCCAUAAAGACAUUUAACAACAAUGGAAGCGUAAGAAACACAGAUAAAAAAUAGACACAAACAGUUGUAUGAUUGCCAUAAGUAAAAGCUAUGCGACCCUCCUUCCCCAAGGAGCCCAACUAUCCUAAUGGCCGUUGAUACUAUCGCAGUUAAAACCCAGACACCAGCAAUUGUUGCACCAUAGACCCAUGUUUUUAUGACGCGAUGUCUUAAUGGACGGAAUGUCGCAUGCAGUUGAUCUAAGGAAAUCGCUGCAAUGCUUGUUAGAGAGCUGAGAAGAAACCAGUGAAAGAAAAAGAAAAUAACGUUCUUUGAUAAGCUUAUAUUCACAAUGUCGCAUCCUAAACCUAAUAAUUUAAAUAGAGGAAUAGAGGAAAAUCCUCCAACCAACAUAUCAGCUAUGGUUAAGUUUAUAACCAAGAACAUGGCACGAGUGCGAAGGUUUCUGUGCUUCAUAAAAAGAAUGAUUGAUAGAAUGUUGACAGCUACUAUAGCAACUGACUCGAUGAGGAAAACAGCAAACCAGAUGUUGCACUCCGAUGAAGAAAUAAUCAUCGUAGAUUCCGUUCUUGUUUUCUUUCCACUGCUGUUCAACCUUUAGAAAGAAUUCGAGAUACGUUCAGUUACUUGGAAUCAAGAAAAUUGUAUAAAGAUCAAGAAUGAAGGUACCGCUCACCUUAACCUUUGAUACUUCAGAUGACGACACAAAUGCAGAAGUGAAAGGUACUCUUGCUCUCACCUGUAGAAGAAAUUUAAAGUCGUUGCUUGAGGAUAUAGUAGAAGGCGUUUUUCUUGGUCGUGUUGACGGAUUUUCGCCAACCGACCCCAGUUAAAAGUUGAUAAAACCAUGAACGGGUCUGUUGGAUGAAUGUAUACUGAAACAAAAGUCUGUAUCGAAAUUGCGGAAAAAAUCUAUCUACAAUUAAAGUAGGCCUUCAUACCCUUUUUCCCCUAGGGCCGGGGUAACUGAUCACCUAGCCGAAAGUUCAGUUUUCCUCGUCGGUUGUAGUAUGUUCAUGGGAAAGACCACUGUUUACUCAGGUUGUGGACGCCAAGGCACAUCUGUGAUCGAGAAUAAAAUAAUUUUUUGAAGUAACUUGUUUAAGAAAGAAUAUCCCACCACAUGUUUUUCGCGUGGAAUUAAAAUUGAUCUUCGUUGCUUUUGUCUAUCAACUCAGAUAAAAUUAGGAAAAAUGCUUCUGCUGACCAGAAAAUUUAACAGUGGAAAGUCGAUCAAUGAUUGUUGACCAAUUAGACAUGCAACUGUUUGAGAAACUAAGCCCUCAUUCAACAUGAAGAAAUGUUUAAGAGAGAGAUUGAGAAGUCAAUAUUUAAAGCGUCCAGUUGAUUUUUUGCUGUUAUUGUUGUUGGCCGGGUUUUUCUUUUUACGUUAAAGAUUGUUUUGUCUUUGCUGGGUUUUGGGGGGAAAUAUUAACUUACCUUUCACAAAAAUACUCUACUUGAUGACUCUCCAAAAUAUCCGUUGGGCUUGCUCUGACGAUAAAUAGCGGUCACUCAAUUUAUUGCUGUUUUUAAUAAUCUGCACUCUUCGUUUUGGUAAAACAUUUAAACAAAAAACUGUUGAUAUCAAAUAAUUGCCAUGCUCAUCUUUUUCAUCUCUAAGCCCCCCCCUAGCAAAUAGGCAUCUGCGUUAAAGGUUCCUCUGACAAUAAAUUGCCGUUAUUCAUUCGUUUUUAAUAAUUUUGGUAAAACAUUUAAAUAAAAAACUGUUGAUAUCAAAUAAUUACCAUGCUCAUCUUUUUCAUUUCUUAGCUCUUGUCAAUAUCGCAGACUGGUGGCAUGGUAAACAUUUCAUGCCUUUUUAAAUUCUUGUUAUGGAAAUUUUGGAGAAAAUGUAGCUAUUUAAAGUUAAGCUUGCUCUAACUUUUAUUGACUUGAGCUUCCUUUUUCAAUCAGCCUUGGACAAAUUGACCUUAAUUUUCUUCAGGACACGUACACUUUAGUUGCAGUCUAUUAUUCGCGCAAAUACGACAUAACGCAUACUAAAUCUUCUUUUUACUUGAAACACUUUUGAGAAUAUUUUUGAAUGAUGGUACAACUGGGAAAACUAUUUACGGCUAACCUGAGAUCAGGCCCAAUUUUAGCGGUUGUCACACAUUCUCUCUAACGGCAAGCGCUAAAAUUGGGUCUGAUCCAAACUCAUUCACGUUUGUGCUCGUUACGGCCAGAUUUUGGCCGUAACGCUGAUUGGCUGUUAGAACAAUUCCACAAGAUCUGAUUGGCUGUCGGAAACGCCGGAAGUUGAGAGCGCUUACUCCUCGCGUGGUUGUUUCCAGUCGUGAAUGAUCCGUCGUCGGCGGAGAGAAGGAUCGAUUUUGCUGUCUUUUUUAUUGUUUUAUGGUCUUAUGGUAGGAAAAUAUGCCUUAAUAUGUGCCAUGGAAAUUCAGAAAAUUCAUAUGGUUGUUCAUAUAUUCUCUGGAUUUGCUUUAGUUACGGAACUAAUGUGAGUGUAUCGCGGAGUUGAAUCCCUCUGCAAGAAGUUGACCGCUAACAAGGUACCUUUUGAUUUACCAACAAACGAGUGCAAAUCAAAAUACUGUCCAUCUUAAAACUGGUUUCAUUUGAAAGUUUAGCCGGGAAUGACUUCUCUGAACGGGGUACGCAAGCGGAGGCUCGCUGCGAAAGAAACCUAAAUCGCCAACUGUGAAGUAUUAGACGAAAAAUUUCACAUCGCUGUGCAAGGAAUUUUCAGUGUAGGUACUUUUAUAAAAGCUGGUGGCUUAAGGUAACAGACUGGUUGUUUGCCUUCGCUUUUUGUAAAAAAUAUACCAGGAAAACUGGUGUCCUCGCUCGUUGGCUGUUUGCUUUUGUUUUUAAAGAUUUAUGUACUGAAAAUCGGGGGAAAUUGCCGAGGAAAAUAUUAAGGCGACAGAAAAAUAGAAAUUUCAGUAUUUUAAAUUCGAGCGCGCCUAGCCAAAAUAAUAAAACCAGUAGAACAUCGUGUCGCCGUCUUUUCGAAAACUUUUUACCCUCUACGGCAACAGAAAUAACCUUCUAGAUCUCCCUUAAUCUCGCAAGAAGUUAAAUGUGAUUGUGCUGACUGUUUUAUUUGUAGCUGAAAAAAAAAACAGAUAAAAGCUAUUUUUCAAGUCCGGGAGGGGGGUGGGGAGCUACUUCCCAUACAUUCUCUUAAAUGAAAUCCAAACGAUGUUCUCACAACUUGCAAAGCGAUCAGCAAGGGUCUUGUCAGCGGAUUUGUGUACUGAUCGUGCGCAUUACGUCAAAAUCCAUUGAUCAACGGUCUUGAGAAGAAUCAAAGACAUGGUGGUCGAAGGCGGGACUGUUUCUCACUAUUGUAUUUUGGUAAUUCGCAAAUUUAUUGAUUUUAUGUCGCUUUUCAGACAUAGUUUGUGCUUUUCUUCUUCUGUUAAACAAUUUCCCUCUGCAGAGUUUGGAAUAUGCAACAUAUGGUUCCGCACAGCUGAUAAGAACCGCCGAAGAGUUGAGCUAUCGAGCAGUAUUUUGCCAGGGGCACCCAACGAGAAUAUAGUUCAAAACCACUUAAACAUAGCAUUGUUGAACGUAUUCUAGUAUUUAAACGGUAGAUAUAGGCAUAUUUUUAUCCCCUAAAAUUUUUUCAUCUGUUCGGAUUUCCUAGCUGAAAGUCUAGUGAUCCGAAAAUUAUAGGGAUCAAAACUUACCUUUUCGAAAAUUUCAGCCAAAAAAAAAGCUCUCGAAAAUUCUAGGUGACCUUUUUAGGGUAAAGAUCCGUUGAAAAUAGGCAAUUAUACCAUUUUUUAUUUGUUCGGAAAUCCUAGGAGAAGCAGGCAAGCAAGAAAUCUUACAACAAAUGUUCCGAAAAUUCUAGGUCUCAAAUCGUCUUCCGAACAGAUAUUUUCCGAAAAUUGAUGUUGGGUGCCCCUGUUUUGCUGCAAACCUUAGGAAAGUUAAAGUCGCUUCAAGGUACAGAGCUUUCAGUAGUAGUUGUGAUUUGUUUAUUUAGGAUCGUUUUGAAUUUUAACUUUGGAUUCAAGGUGUUGACUGAUCGUAAUAAACGAAGUGAAAUGUUAUGAAGUGUGAAUGUUUAUUCAGUUAUGAUUGUAGAGCUGUAAGCUCAUAUUUAUAAAGGUCUCUGAAUAUACUUGCUUCCAAUAAAUUUGACACUUUCUCCAGUAAUUUUUAUCAGCAUCAAGUUAUCCUUACCCGGCAAAAACGAUGUAACCUAUAAAUCGAUCGAGCGCAUUGUUGUUAGUUAAGAUCUAACACGGUUUCCCCCGCAAUAUCAGUACCGAAAGACAAAUGCGAAGUAUUUCUGAUUUCCUCUGCCGGUUCACUUCUUGCUUCUAAAAAGUCUAAAUCAUUUACUGUGGGAAAAAUACAAUUAUCCGCUGACCACCACACGGGGUGACCGCUUUGCAAGUUGUGAGAACAUCGUUUCUCGGUCCCAGACCUCGUCUCUUCCCCGCCCCUCCCCCCCAUUGUUUAAGUCAGCCAGGCUGCAUUUUUCCUACGCGUGAAAAAUUUGCAUAAUAGAAAAACAAGCAACGGAAGUAAUUCUGAUCCGUUUGAACCACCUUAUGAGGCUCUAUGGCAGUAAAAGCUUCGGCUAAACCAUACAGUGGAAUGGUGCAACUUUAAAAAAUAGAAUUGAGGCUCAAUUUUUCAGUUAGAACCCGAGACCUUGAACGACGUCUCCAGGGCUCAAAAUAACGGCCGGUCAACGGACAAUGUCCGGCCUGAUCGUGGACUUGACCGGUCAAACUCUCGUCUGGCCGGUCAUUUUGACCGGUCAUCUUUGGAUACGAACAUUUUAUAAUAUUUUCCAUAAGUUGUCGCUUAAUGCGUUUUGCUCAGUCUAUAACGCUGUAGUGACUUCUUUUCUCUUUGGCUUUUUUUUCUUUGCUGCUUCGCAUUAAAGGCUGUAAAGAAAAAAAGGACACCGUAAUAAAUUUCAUGUCGUAAUUGAAAUGCAACAAAGCGAAACAACAACGAACUGCUGGAGUGACGCAACGAUGCAGCUGGUGGUACUGUGCUUUCUGCUUGUGCUAAAGUCAAUAGUGUGACCGUCUUUGGGAAAAAAUAUACUAACGAUAAUCUGUUAUCCGUUAGAAAACUAAAGGAUAGCUAAAAGUUUUGUCCAUCUGAUAAACUUUCUUUUUCAGCACUCUGCUGAACGUAACUCAGUCCAGCUCUGAUAAAGGUUAUUUUUGUGUCUACUGAUGAAGAAGGCUUCUCCACUGGUAAACGAUGCUUUUUAAUGUCGUUUACUGAUGGGGUCGGCGAAAAGGAGAGGAACUCCACCAAAAUCAGCCAGUUAAACUUACAAGGUUUAUUUUCCUUACUCGCAAGGCGGUUCUACAUUCUUCCUGAUGUUCCUCUCUUUCUCUAUCUAUAACUGCUUACCCUUCUUCCUUCAGUACCUUAGCAGCUCGCUAUUUGUUUUUGGUCGUUUAUUGUUUAUUUUUUCCUCCAUUUAUUUUUUUUACAAGCCAUUUAAAUUGUAUUACAAGAUUGAAGAAUUAAAGAUGCUAUUUGUAGAAUUAAAUAUCAGGUUACAAGAAUAAAUGGAGAGGGCAGGAAAUAGUUAAACAAAUUACUUGCCCUUUGAUUAAAUUACAGUUUUAUUUAGGUUAAAAGAGAAAAAAAGAGAAAAGUAUAAACCCUAUAAACUAUGAAAAAUAUAUGAAAAAUAUUCAAAAGAGAGGAAAAAAGAAAAGCACAUACACACACACACAUAAAAAAAUGUAACAUUUGAGAGUCGGUGUGGCGAUGAUUAAUACUGAGCAAGAUAAUAGUUGAAAAGUGCUCUUUUAAACAAUUUUUUAGUUGCUUUUUCACGUAUAGAUAAAGGAAUAUCAUUCCAAUAAUAGCAUCCUAUGACUGUAGGACAGAAUUUUCUUAAAUUUAUUCUAAAGCUACUGGGAUUUAGGUGUUGCAGGGAUGCACUUCUUGUGUCUUCAUUCUAUUCAUUUUGGUCGUUGACCAUAUGUCUACAUAUAUAAUAAUGCGUAGGAUGUAUCUCCCAACAAAAAAGAGCCCGCCACAAAACCCUAUCUAGCUAAGUCAAUUACUAAAAACGUAGAAAUGUCCCUUUAAAAGAUAACUAUCUUCCGAGGGAUGUCAAAUUUGGAGACAAGAUGUCCCAUUCUCAAAAAGCACACUGUUGAUAUUUAUGUUUCUGCAUGCAAAGCUUAUUAGUAAAUUGCCUAUUCAUUACGUUGCAUUUUUAAAGGUAAACAGUUAGAAUGCUCUAGAACCUUAAAAGCCUAUUGAUCGGAUAUUUAUCGAACUUUUAUUAACUUUCCAUAUAUCUUCAAAAUCGGGAAGAUAAGUCCUGUAACACAUCUAACGUUUCACAUCUAACGUUUCACAUGAUCUGCUUGUAAGAGGAAUGUGAAAAUCAACUUCGACAGAAUUUGGGGAUUGUCCCUCAAAUACCGAGAGCUGAAAUAGUUAAUCAUUACACAUAGCAAUUGAAAAAGAUCAAUUAGUGAUUAUUCAGAGGAAUAGUAGGCACAGAGGAACCAGUGUGGGCAAAGAGGAACAUUAGGCACGGAGGCAAAUCGAUCGCAAUUCUUACCAGGUCGUGCGGCAGCUGUUUCUUCGGGAAUAACUUUUAGCACAUCGAUUUUAUAACAAUUUCUUUAUGUGGAACAUGAAUCUCGUUUGCAGACUCGAUUCCAGAAUAGUCUGAUAAAAAAAUUUAAGCUAAUCGAGAACGAACGUUGUCUAUCCCUCAUUCUUGUAAAGAGCUUUAUGCAUAUUUCUGUUGACGUUAAUGAGCCCUUCCCGAUAAAGUGUUACGCGACGACCCAAACGAAAGCUCUGCUGUAUAUUUAUUGACUUCUGAUGAUAAACACGCUGUUUGUGGAACGGAUUUCCCCCAAAUAAACUUCUUUACCGAAAAUAUUUAGUGUUGUUCUUCUUUGUAGAGGAGACUUUCGAUCACGUGCCGGGCAACGAAAAAGAGUUUUACCGAUAUGCAGAUAUGGGACGACCCUUGGGGAUUUCAGACACCGCCGUACGAUGAUACUCAAGGUAUAACGGAAAUGAAAACGGGCAAAAACCGCGGAAAGGAACUCAAGAACGUGUGAAUGAAUUUUUCACCUACUUGCUGCCAAAAAGCUGAACGUGAAUGCACUACAACGAUCUAUUGCCAGCGUAAUUCGAUAUUACAUUAGGCAAAAAAUAUAUAUACAUAUAUUAUAGUAUCUUGACCGGCCAAAAUUGGGGUUUGUCCGGGCUAAAAAAUAUUUGGCCGGUCAUCAGGACCGGCGACCUGCUGUCCGAUAUUUUGAGCCCUGGUCUCACGCCGAUUAAUAGUGUAUACUUUGAAAUGUCUUUUAAAAUAUGACUUAUCUACAAAAAUAUAUAUAUAUAAAUAGCAGCUUUCAAGCGGCCAGUUUCCUACGCAGAAAGAGACAAUUUGUGAGCUGAACUGUACAUACAACAAGUUCAGCAAGGUUUCUUAUUUUUGCCAUUGUUUUUUACACCAGAGAUCAAAAAUUAUACCGCCACUGAAACAUUUUGUUUCGUUUGUAACUUACCUUUUCAGCAGAUACCGUGCUGGUUGACUGUCCUGAAGGACAACGAAGCCGGAAAAUGCUUGCGAAAGUCAGCGAUUAACGUAUUUGUUGGUCUGGCGUCAAUGACGUCUGUGUUUAAUUUGCGGUUUCCAUUGAUUCAAAUAGAUAUCUAGCCUUAAAACACUCUCUUUUAAUAUGUAUAUAAUGUAUAGUAAACGCAAGUCUUGCGUUAUUUUGAAGCAAAAAUAUACAACAUAAUUCCUCGCCAUUUCGAGGAACAAUUAUUAACGAGAUGUUUUUGUACUUGACAAAAAAGCAAGGCAAGACACCUAUUUUUCAAAUUUUAACUUUUAUAAAAACACAACCUAGCUUUGAGAAAACACGGAUCGAACCUACAGCAACCUGCAAGGAGCCAAUCAAACCGCACCAGUUUCGAUCCUGCAUACGAACCAGGGUGGAUAUAUAAACGCCUACCAAAUCAAGAAACACGGAAUGGUUCAGAGUUUACCUCAACCAUCCACCACAUAGCAACUGAUGAGAAUCGGAAGAUUCGAAACCGCAGGUCUUACUUGUAAACUUAUGUUUAACUGCAUACGUUAUGUAGUGGCACAAAGAAGCCAGUCAAUUAAUUUUUAAAAAACCUAAAAGCUAUGGUAUUAAAAAAUAUCUAGCCUUAAAAUACCCUCCUUUAAUAUUAAAAUUGCAAGUCACAUUUACAAAGCGAUAGAGCUAUAAACCGACAUUCAAAGAACACAGCAUUGUCUGGCCGGUCACCCCUUACUGUUUUUCCUCAUCACGUGCUAGGCAACCACUGUCUCGUGUGAAUGUAACUAGAUUAUUACGCCGACUUCAGGUUAAAAUAGAAAAUAUUUAUCUCUUCAAAGUAAUAAUAAAGAAAACAUGGAAACGUCUUUGAAAACUGGCUUUGCCCAAACUUUGUCUUGCUGCCUAAAAAAUCUGAGUUGCCCAAAAUUUGGGGGGCCUCGUCCCGCAGUGUCUACUUUAAAAGAAGUUUUAAUGAAAAAAUGGAAUUUUAUACAAAACCAACCGUUACUUCCCCAAAUUUUUAAAGAACCACCUAUCAUUUCCUACAAGAAAGGAAAAUCCCUAAAGGGCAUGCUCGUGAGAGCUAAAAUAUAAAAGGUUAACACAAGGUUUCACGCCUAAAUAUUUUGUUUUAUUAUCGCAUUAAAACAAGAGAAAUGAUCACAUAUGGGCUUUUCAAGAGUUCCAAAUUUGGUUCUUUGAUUAAUUUUCAAUAUCAGUUUUGUUGGAUAAGACUCCACUUUAACUUGGCAGGGAGGGGAUAAAAGAAAGAGAAGAAGGCAAGAUGGGUGAGGGGGGCGAUUAUUUUAGAUAUUUCCGUCUAAAGGGGGCGAUUAUUCGAGGGAGGCGAUUAAUCGAGUGACGGCUAUUAUUCGAGGAAAUACGGUAUCUCUCUUUGAAAAUCCAUUUUAUUAAUGCUUGUGUCACGACUUAAGAAUCUGUUCUAACAGUUGAUUUUCUUUUCUCUCUGACAUGAUUUGUAUAUCAAAAAGAGCGAUCAAUUUUCAUCCUCAAUGCAUAUAGAUACUACAAAGAUAGCCCAGUGAUGACCAUAGGGCCUGUUAUCUCAGAUUAUUACACUGUACUUACCAUGAGUGUGAAUGAAAUAAAAGCAAAUGGAAUCACUUCUCAUCAUAGCGGACAACCUCGAUUUCGUUGUUUAAAUGUGCCACACAGAAGAAGGACAUAAAAGUUUACCCCUUUUUUAAAUAAGAAUAUUUUAAGGUUUAAAAGUAAGGCCUUGUAUAGUGUAAAGUAAUUAUAAUUUACUUUUACCGGAAUCACUUGUUAUAAUAUUAUAAUAUAAAUAAUAAUAAUAAUAAUAAUAAUGUUGGUUAAGGUAAAAAAACCACUGCAAAACCACUUGCUCAACGUCAGAUCCAAAAAGAUCGUGAUCAGUUAAAAUAGAUCAAAUGGAAAACGUUACAGUCAAAAGAAGACUUUUGCAGGGACUGAUCAAACAACGUGAAAUAGAGUUUGCUUGCGAUAUUUCGACUGCCCAAUACCAGUCUUCAUCAGGUUUAUUGAUAACUUGAUAAACCUGAUAAUAAUAAUAAUAAUAAUAAUAAUGAUGAUGAUGAUGAUGAUGAGAUCUGAUAAUUAGCACCUUUUACACUUUAUAUUGUAUUUUUUCUCUUCUAAUCACAUGCAACUAAAUUUUCACACACAACUCCUUAUUUAAUGAACUCACCGAAUUAAGAACUACACGAAUUUGAAAAUGAUGACACGGAGUCAUCGAAACAGCAUUAAUUGCUAUCGCUGAUUUUUAUUCUCAAUUUUUUUGUCUGAAUCCUCCGUUAUUAGAAUAAAAGUAAUAAUAAUAAUGAUGAUGAUAUUAAUAAAAUUAAUAAUAAUACUAAGAUUACGAGAAAAUGGCAAGAAAGCCAUUAGGCUUAUCCAACGUUGGUAAGCCCUUUCAGUGCAGUGCGAAACCAAGUUACUUACUCUCACUUAAAGCUGUGAACAGAAUCCUACCAAUGUUACCAUUCAGGUGAAAAUUCUUUAACAAAACGUUUGUGCAGUACUGCAGUGUAUUUGUUUCUCGGGUUUUCCAGAACUAAGUUUUUGUUUAUUUGUUUGCCGUUUUUUUGUUUGUUUGUUUUUUAUCAUUACGAACAAUAGGAAAUGAAAGGCUUAAAGAUUUAUACAACAGGUCCAACAGCCCAAGUCCUCAGUUUAGGGCUGAUGGGCCUCAUUAACCAUCAAAAUACUGCUUAACUUCGUUAGUUGUUAUAACCCGCAUUAAGGUUCAUUCUUCACCUGUGGCAGAUCCUGAGUUAAUAUAUGACAAGGCUCGAACAGGAGAAGAAGGAUUUGAGGGAGCUUUGGAGCUGUUCCCGCAGAACUUUAGUCUCAAACAGCUUCAGCCUGACCUCUCUGGUAAGUCAGUCUUCAUUUCACUUCCAAGCCAUUGCUAAGGUUGCACAAUCAAUGAGAAAAAUUCCCGAAAUGUCUAAGUAAACUAAGUACGUGUGAUAGGGAAUGGUGACGAGUCAAAUUAGGGAAUAAUUUCACGCGCGUUUGUCCAAAUUCUAAUAAUUUAAAACGCAAGUGAAAUUAUUCGUUAAUUUCACAAGCACGCUAUUACUAAUAUCAUGGGUGACAAAUUUACGCUUACAAUCGUUAGUGUUUUUAAAACAUGUCUCAAUAUCGUAUCGAUCGGGAACACAAGGCGCUGUAAAGUUUAGACCUUAAAAUUUUGGCUUACGUUCGCAAGUUUCUGAAUUUUUGAACACAAUGCCUGGUAGAAUCCUUUUUGAUGUGGUCUUUCGUGUGUUUGCGUUUUCUAAAACGCCUUUUAACGCCCUGACAUGUGGCCUGAAUUUCAGUCGAUUACUUCCAGUGGGACGGAAAGUUGCCAUGGCAACUUUGUUCUUUCACAUGUAAACUUACAAAUUAGUAAUGGUAACAGGACUGAGUAGAGUCCAAUUCGGUCUGUAAUUAUACGAUUGAUUAACAAACAAAAUCAGACGACCGCGUUGCGGGAGUCCGAUUUGUUUAAUCACGAGUAUGAUUACAGACCGAAUUGGACGACACGAAGUUCCGUUACCAAUUAAUCAUAACUUUAACAAAGUUUGUGAUAUAUAAAGCUCUUUUUUUAAAUCAAAACACUAGAAAUUCCAAGAUUUUUUUAAGCGCGCGCGUGAUGGCGCGUACUGUCCAAUUACGUAAGCAUGACGCGUAUUGUCCUAUUAAAUUAUCCUAUUAAGGCUGAAAUCAGGGCAGUUGAUAGCCAAUCAGAUUUGAGAAUUUUUGUUAUAGUUAUGAUUGACGCUGAAGUUUCGCGCCAAAAUUAAGGAGUAAUUUGUCAUUUAUGACAUUACAGUACUAAUUACGAUAGUAUGCUUUCAUCUGAGUGGUUAUGUAGAAUUUUGACCGAAAACUGUAAUUAAUUUCGGUUCAGGUAACGUAGGGACCUUCAAUGGUCCCUGCUACAACAGCUUCGUCUUAUAAGAGUCGAUCAUCCCAUGAGAGCAAUUUAUUCCGGCUCAAUUGAUGGUACGUCUUUUUAGGAAAGAUGCAAGUGUUGGAUUAUAUCCUAGCAAUGACGAAGUCAACUACUACAGACAAGGUACGUUAUAUGUGCUAUAGGUUGAUGCCUCUGGGUAGUUCAUUUUGUUUACAAAACCGGUUACGCGUCUUUAUUCGCUAUGGAACUUAAAAAAGAUCACUUGUUAGUGAAAAAAAUCAAACCUCGUGUCAAACAAAUAUGUCCCCUUAUAGAAGCAUAUCAAACGUUACAAACAACAAACAUGAACUUUGAAAAACUGUUAGGCUAACAAGUUUUCAAAAACGGCAAUUCAAAUUGGUUUCAAUCUUCAAUUUUAUAUAUCCGUGCCUCGUUUUGUAUUUGCCGUGUUAUUCAUACCUUCUUUUAACGUUUUGAGCUUUUAUUAUUAUGUUUCACUCAAUUUGGUGGCAGUUUCCAGUGUUUAAAUGUUGAUAAAUUUUGUGACGUAGCUCCUUGAAUGAAACUGUGAAAAGAGGCAAAUGAAUCCAAGUAAAUUUGUGCAAAUCUACAUUUAUUCGUUAAUAACGUAAAUUUAGCGGGCAAAGAAAUUCCUCGGGGUUUGACUGCAUACUAAACUGAACCAAGUUGUUUACGGGUUGAGAUUGCAAAGCUGGUCUCAAGAAGAUAGAUACUCCUUAGAAGAAGCAAAGUUUAACCAGGGACAUAGGCCAUGGAACUAAGCUGGAUUGAGUGGCACUCAAUGCCAAUUAUAACACGAGCUAAAACAGUAAAACUCUAAUGUCGGGACCAAAUCCUGGGUCUGUAAGUCCGUGAUAUAACGGAGGCUUGUUUCAGUCAAACGUCUGUAAUGUUUCUCUUUGGGUUUCGCCUGGAAAAGCAAACUGUCCCGCGCAAGGCGGAUGUUGACGGAUGCCAUAAAGCUAGUUGUAUUUUACUUUCUGCAGGUUGUUCUUGUAUCUAAUUACACUCAAACUCUCGAUCUGUUUGAGAAACUGUGUAGGCUUAGAAGGUUAGUGCAAAAUUCAGUUACUUUUAAAUUCUAUAUAUUCGUUUUUCUUUUCUCAAGGCUUUGCUAGGGAUUUAAAAAAAAAACUCAUAAAGAUACAACAGAAGAAAAGACAUUAACGAGUGUCGCUGAUUGGAUGCUGAAAGAGGCUGUGUCUUGCUGUUUGCUGUAUCAGUUUUGGAAAGCGAAGACGCGUCUUCGCAUAAAUUGAAUUCCAAAAAUAAUGGUUUAGUUUUGUUAUUUUAGACUUUAUUUAGGCAUCGAAACAGUUUCCUAUCGUCUGUUGCGACGGAUGGCAAGGAUGGACAUGGAUUGAAACUUCUUCAUAAGUCUACAGUAGUAAUGCGCAUGAUUAAACUGCGUUCUGUGCAUUCUACUCAUUCUUUGUGGAAGAACUGACGAGUGCUGGCUACUUACAUGCGACGCAUGCGUUAUAACAACCUGGAGAUUAGGAUUGCGGGCUCCUCUUGUCGCCCGCAAUUAAUAUCCUUUUUCUAUUUUUUUCAGAUAACUGCAGUCUUUCGGUCAAUCUCUCAAAUAGUUGAACAAUCCUUUCGUUCUUCUCACCAGCGCUCAACCCUUUUAAUUCUUUUUAUUCUUAAGAGUGUUCAAAAUCAAAUUGCAGAAUACUGAAAAACUGGGAAGAAAAAUAAUGAUAAUAAAAAAGUAUUGAAAACGAAUGUCUCAAAGCGUAGUUUUGUUGAUAUGAAACAAAGUCAAAUCACGGUCGUUUUUGCUUUUUCCGUUGUUGUUUUAUGUUUGUUUGUUUGUUUGUUUGUUAUAUACGUCUAUUAAAAGAACAAAAAGUGUACAAAGUACGAAUAAAAAUAAAUAUUGUAAGGAAUAAUUACAUACUAAUCUUCAAACAAUAUGAAUUUUUUUUUUUUGCCUAGGUACCAGUAUGUUCGUCUUGAUGGAACGAUGUCGAUCAAAAAACGGCAGAAGAUUGUAGACAGAUUUAACGACCCACAUGUGAGUGGAUCACAAGAGACACUUUCAUGGUUUUCUUUUUUUGCUAGUUUUUAUCAAGACCAGGUAGCGAAUAUCCAUUGACACUGCUGGAAAGAUCGCCUUCACAAAAGGAAAUUGAAACUUACCGAAUUUAAAGGUGAUGCGUUAAAAGCGAGCAAAGAUAUUACAUUCAAACUUGGCAUCUUUACUCAUUUAACCCUGUAAGUGCCAAUAGUGGCCAACAUCUAUUUUCUCCUAACAAUAUUCAUACAUUGUUAAGAGAAAUGGUUGCGAGAAUUAAUCAAAUGAUCACCAAAGAGAAAAUGCUUUGUUCUUUUAUUAAAUUCUAUCAACUUAUCUGUAAAGGAAAUGUAUGAAUAUCAGUUUGGAGAAUUUGUAUGUGGAUGUAUUGGGGCUUAAAGGGUUAAAGGCGUUUUCUUUUUAGCCACGUUAACGGAUUUUCGCUAACUGAAAUAACCAUGGUAGGAUUUUUUUUUUUCGUUUUGUUUUAUCGUUUUCAUACCACCCAAGAUGGCGUUGGAAAGCGUGGCAAGGUAUCUAAAUACUUGCUCACUUGGAUCUCCGUUUUUGUCAUGCUCUAGGGAAGCGACUUUGUAUUCAUGUUGAGUAGUAAAGCUGGUGGAUGUGGUUUGAAUCUGAUUGGUGCGAACCGACUUGUGAUGUUUGAUCCUGAUUGGAAUCCAGCCAAUGACGAUCAAGCAAUGGCCCGUGUGUGGAGAGACGGACAGAAAAAGAAGGUGAUUGGACAUUUGCCAUCAAAAAUUGAGUUACAAAUUAACUGACAUACUGGGGAAAAAAAGUAAAAGUUUCUAAAAAUAGAAAAAUAGAUUAAUUUAUCUGUGAUAAGUAAUCGGAUACCGGUUCAGACGGUUGCAUAGUGAUUAAGUGCACUCAUUAACUUACAUUAAAUAUGUUUGAUCAGUGGUUCUUUAAAGUAAUUAAAUUCGUGUUUUAUGUACUUUUACUCCAGAGGUUGAGUUAAUCUUAAUGUUAUCGCCAUUUCAGGUCUUCAUUUACAGACUGCUGUCGGUAAGUUUGCAUUUCAGCUCAUAAAGUAAAAAGUAGCAGAGAAUAAAACUAAAACCCAAUGUGAAUUACGUAUGUUGAGUUGUUGAAUUUGACAUGCAGUUUACUUAACAGGACCAGGUUGUAUAUACCCUGCGAGGAGAGGCUACAUUUUCGCUGUAGGAGCUGGCGUGCGAAAAGUAGCUACUUUUCGCACGCUAGCUGACACAGCGAAAAUGUAGCCUCUGCUCGCAGGGUAGGUUGCAUAAAACUUUUUUAAGAUAAGAGCUCUCUUAACUUUUUGUUCUGGAACAAUAACCUAUUGUUUUGAAAUAAUAGUAUAGUUACGAGUUCCCUUAACCUUAAAAUGUUUUUUGCAACCCGACCCAGGCCUUUAAACAAAGCGUCUCUGUAAAACUUCAUUCACUACAGCUGUGCCAAUUUUUAUAUUAUUUGUUUUAAACAAAUUGACUACAACUACGUUUUGUAUUGACUUUCUCUACCCGUCAGAUUUCUCAGCAAAGUAGUUGUCUCGCUUUGCGUAAAGCCCGAUUUCCUUGUUAGAGAUACUUCGAAUCAUUGUUUUUACGGCAAAUAGCUCACAAUCAACAUCAGAUUCAAGGGAGCAAUUUCUAAAAUUACGAAAUGAACUGAUAAAAACUGUGUAAAAUUCUCAUGGAUCAACCUGAUGUGAAAUUACUAUUUUUUGAGUACACACAUGAUAAUUAAAGGGCGCUAAGAGACAAGUAACAUAUCAAGAAAAGGGAAUCAAAUUCGAAAACAAUAGGUUUUGUUUUCUGUUGUUGAAAUGGCCAUAUUUGGUCAUUUUUAAAACGGCUAAAAUAAUGGGACAAGUAAGUGAAAACGUGGUUUCGUGAACGUGAAAGUGAAGGUCAGCAUGAUUCUAAAUAUUCCUAUCGUUGUUGGUUAAUAAUUAAACAGCGCCGAGCGGUAAGAGACAAGUGAUGCAGCCGUCGACGACGGCUCUUCAUCACGUUGUAGAUAUGCCAAUCUCGUUCCCAGAGCCUGUGAUCCUUUCCCUCCGCUGGACAAGGGUCAACAAAGGUUCUGGAGAGAAGAUUGCAGGCAAUAUUCAUGGCGCCAUUUUUACACCAGAAUCGACUGAAACAAAAAUGGCAACUUUGCAAACGCAAAAAUAAAGUAAAGAUUCGUUUGUGGUAUGAGGGAUCAAGUCUAUACGUUCGAUGCAGACUGCUUCCUAUACCAUGAAAGAGAAUGUGUGAAAUUUCUUAUAUUUGAACUGCGGGAGAAGGUAACACGUGAAACUGUUCAUUGCUGUUGCGUACAAAUGUACACAGCUACUCUGGAAAAUUUUUACGGGUGAACGCUUCCUAUCCCGUGCUAGAGUGCCGUAAACGGACAGGAUUAAGUUGGUAGCCCUUCUUUCAGUUUGGAUGAAUGCAAUGGUAAAGUGAAUGAACACACUUUUCCCUGCCUCCUCCACAAACUGUCCCAAGGCUGGGAAAGGGAGCACGGACUUUAAAAAGGGUGCUGGAGAACAAGCAAGUGGUGCCAGUAGGUGAUGAUGGGAACGAGCGCGGAGCGAAUUCGGGGAGUAACCGGAACAAAAAACAGACACAGGGGAACGCUUCGUCUUUUUUCCCUUCCCAGCUCUCACUUUUGCCCUCGCUUUCCUUAAUUAUUAACUAAAACAUGCCCUAAAAUAAGCGAUCUCGAGCAACUAGAGAAGAGGCAGCCAUUGGCCCCUGAAUCACUUUCAUGUUCGGGACAAUUUUUUUUUCCUUUGUAGACAGGUACUAUAGAGGAGAAGAUCUUCCAACGGCAGGCUCACAAAAAAGCACUGAGCAGUUGUGUGGUGGACGAAGAGGAGGAUGUUGAAAGGCAUUUCUCAGUUGGAGAGUUAAAAGACCUCUUUCGUUUGAAUGAGGACACAAUCAGCGACACUCAUGACAAGUAAGUACAUGUGCCUUUUAUGUUUUGAAGAUGGUUUUGUCAUCGACUAUCCUGCAAAAUGUAUCGGCUGAGGUUUUCCAGGACCCACCAGUGGCAAAUGCAAUGUGUGCAAUAUCAAAGAACAAUUGACAAUCCAAGAUGAACUGUUGCGGCAACAGUUUACAAACUACUAAAUGGCUGUAGACUGAUGCAAUCAUGUACAUUCCUUGUCUCUAAACCCUAAAUCCCUACCCCUAUUGCUUUAUCUACUCGUAGACGCAAAUCUUACGAUAAGACAGAUAAAUGGCGCUCUGGGUCAUUUUGCAUGUUUAGGCUUCACGUAUUCGGCAAACGGCAAACGUCAGAUUCAAGGUGAGAAUUUCACAAAAUAGAAAAUGAGCAGAUAAAAACAGCUCAAAACAAUUCUUAUGGAUAAAAAAUUGCGCGAAGCUACCUAAUUUAUGUGUUGAAAUAAUGAACAGUAAAGGGGAAACUUGGUCACGUGGUACAAAUUCGCGUUUGCUGUUUGACGUAAACGUGAUGCUUAACCUCUCCAGUGACUUGAAAACCUUCACCAGCUGUUACAGGGCUCGUCUUUGUUUUCCGUAGAUUCAAAUGCCGUCGAUGCGUGAACAACAGUCAGGUAAGGCCUCCACCUGAUGGGAGUGAUUGUAGUGCAGACCUUUCUCAAUGGCACCACUCUUCAGACCCAAAAGGACUGGAAGACAUACUGUUAAAGGGAGCAUGGUCGAGCGGAGUGACAUUCGUUUUUCACCACAAAUCCCAUGACAAACAAUUAGGCCUGUGACUGGCCACUAAGAGAAUGCUCUAUACGCAGGCUAAUGCUCUAUAAUGGUAUAGAGACACUUUAAUUUUGUUACCGCAAUUAAUUUUUAAAGGCUUAGCUCACAAGCUUAUUGACCAGGGGUAUUUGGCUGAAGAGCAUUGUAGUCUUAACUACACAUUUUACAUCCAAAGGUUUAAUUGAAUAAUGAGCUGUCCUCUUCUUCAAUAGCUAAGCACUGUGUUAGAACAGACAGGGUCAGGGUUACUGGAGAUGUUUGGAAAGGUUAUGUGCUCAUGAAGUUGCUUACUAGAUAUAGGAAUACAAUAAAAACAGUCUUUUAAACAUAUUUCCCAGUACUGCAUUU
Molecule: messenger RNA, 45252 nt
Organism: Porites lobata
Lineage: Eukaryota; Metazoa; Cnidaria; Anthozoa; Scleractinia; Poritidae
Source: the annotation of a GenBank genome assembly